AGCUCUCUUCAAGAGGAAAACUGCAGUUACGCGUGCCUCAGCACCAUGCGAUUCCCAGUUCAAGCGGCAGAGGGAGCUCGUGCCAUCUUAAAGGUAGCAGUUAGUAUUCGUGUGUGUGUGUGUGUGUGUGUGUGUGUGUGUGUGUGUGUGUGUGUGUGUGUGUGUGUGUGUGUGUAAGAGAGAGAGAGAGAUCGUGUUUAUGUGUGUGUGAGCAAGAGGAUCCGGCUGCUGCCACCGAGCUGCCCGCUCCUGCUCCAAGGGGAAGAGGAGGAAACAUGAGCUCCAGAAAAGGUGUGUAUCCAUCUGCCUUCUACUGUAGCUCCGCACAACAGACUUCUGGUUUGGUUUUUGAACAUAAAAAUGUGGCGGAAGUUACGCGUGUUAGAAAGCCUGCAUAUCGGUGCAGGGUAAGCGUCGCUUCAUGACCCGUGCCAGUCAGCCUCAGAGACUGAUGCUGUGUGUGUUUGUUUUCUCUCUACCCCACCGACUAUCCUUACACCCUUCCCCGGACUCGGACGUUGGUCAUGUCCGCGGAUAAACACACCUUCACCCCGACAGUGAUGGCCAUUCAGGCCAGGAAAAGAAGGCCGAAGGGGAAGAAAGACCGAGCGGGUUACCAUCGGAGGUAAGCGGGGCGGCGGCGGUUGUUGACCGUAAGACGUGGUGGGAGUGUAUUGUUUGUUUGCCGGGGUUUGGUGUGCUGGCAGCGGGCGGCUCUCCCUGUGACGCUGGGGCUACCCGGUGCGUUGGCGGUAUAGACUGCAUGCACAUACGGCAGAUAGGCAUGUAUUUCCAUCCUGCAGAAUGGCAGUGAGAGGACGUUGAAUUUACGUUAGUGAACCCAGGCGGGGUAUAUGGUCUCCCCUGACUCUUUAACGACGGUUUGCAUGCACAGUAACCCACAGUUUUUGACAGUUUAUUUCAUCUCUUUUAGACUCUCAAAAUGAUGAUUUGCUGUUGAACUGUGAGCUCUGACAGGCUUGACAGCCCGUUCCCAUGGCUCCUUCUGCAGCAGAGAUGGCAGUGUCAGACGGAUAAGGAGUACUCUCUGUACAUGAUGCUUGAUUAUGCAACUUUUCCGGAAUUUGGAGGAGCAUUGUUUCCCAGUGUGUCUGUUUCUCUGGUUUGGUCAGGCAGUCCUUGCUGGGAAAAUGCUCGGUGUAUGUCAGCGUGAUUUUCCCCGGCGUGAGCAGCGCAGUGGCUCCGUAAAGUGCAUGCGAAUGGGAGUGGAGAGAGAGAGGGGGCUUUGACUUCAUGGCAUGAUGCUAUUGGACCUACGUCACCAGUAGCCUAAGAAGGCAUCAAUUAGGUGAUACCAAAGGUGCGACCACCCGAGGGGGGCUGCUCCAUUCAGAUUAGGCCUGGGCGAUUGAUCACGAUAUAUUUUGCCAUAUUGUCCGACCUCGAUUAUUAUCACGAUUUUUUUGUAUUUUUUUAAACAGCCAGUUUUAAAGCAUCUGUACUAAAAACUAAAUAAACUAGAGAUUGAUUUGAACAUUUUAUUAACUGUUAUGAGAAUUUUCUUUAGCCAAUCCCAUCAGCCUUUAGGGCGGUGGAACCAUAUAACUCGGAUACCAUGGAUACGUUGGCGUUAGAUUCCUGGAGCCGGGGGCCUCCGACAACCAUCCUCAACAAAAAACCUGGUGUACAUUUUUGACAUCACUCAGGUUUCCAAAAUAUGUUAUGCUAUGGUAUUCCCCUAUAUGGGCUCUCCAUAUGUUCAACUAAGGCUCCUUAAAAUAUAUUGUCCUUUGUUCUUACCCUACAUGGACUCUUCUUCAGGUCAACUAAAUGCCAGCAGAAUGCUUGGAAAUGUUGACGACUAUAUUUACUUGAACAGUCUCAGACCAGUCUUUGAAACACUUGUGGCAUGAUGAGGCUGUAACCCAGAUCUGCGACCACUAAAGCUUGUCAAACUGACCAUUCGUGUGGACUUUCCAUUCUUUCAAGUGUGAACCUGGGCUCGGCCUCCUUACAUUAACAUAAAAAGUAAAUAACAAACCAAAUUGAAUAAGAUAAACAGAAAAAUAUAAAAAACAUUUUUACUGAACUGUACAACAAAAGUAGAUAAAUACUAAAUAAUACAGUGAACUGGUUUACAGUCCUGAGUGUUUUUGCAGGUAUGCAAGACCCAAAAUAAACAAAUGGCCCCCUCAGGGAUAAUGAGGAUGCCUUAAAAUGUAAACAUUAAAUGAUGUAAACGUAGAUGAGACAAUUGAUCGCUGCUUUGGUCUGGUAACUGCACCCCUAGUUGUGGUUCAAUUGCUUAUGCUACAUGUGCCGUCAGCAGUGGCAGGCUGUGCAGACUGCUCACAUGUUCAUGCUUUCCACAUAAUUACUCAGGAAGUUCUUCUUCAUAUGAUUAAACAGAUCUGUUGUGUUGCCAGUUUUCGAGGGCACUGACCGCCGACAUACCUUGCACAUUGGUUUGACUGCUCGACGUCACUUUGGAGAUACCAGAACCACCGCCACAUAACCGACGUCAUGGCUGACAUUUAUUUUGCUGCCCUCAGCUCUGCAUUUAGCUCCAAGUUCAGUCAUUCUGUUUACUUCUCCAGCAACUUACAGAGGUGAGCAGGAAAUUGGUUGUUGUCACGCACAUUUCCACUAUGUUUGAUCAUGUAAAUGUGCUCAUAGCUGAUUAGAGAUGCAGCUAUCGAAUAUUUUAGUAAUCGAGUAUUCUACCGAAUAUUCUACCGAUUACUCGAGUAAUUGAACCCAAACGGCAGACUCACAUAAAGUUAGAUUUCCUGUAGCCCCGCAAUGAAGGCCAGACUCGGAGAAAUAGAGGACAAUCGCGGAACAAGCAUGUGCGUUAUCGGAUUGCAGUGCUCGUAAGAAAGCUAAUUAUGAUAUUGACUUUCAUCAUGCCCCUAAAGACAUUAGUGUCUGAGAGCUGAAUAGCUUCUAUGUGACCUGCUUUUGCUACGACACCAGAAAUGUAAGGCUACAAGCUAGCGUGAAGAGAAGUGUGAAAAGAAGUGUGAAGAGAAGUAUGCAGAGCAGCGCUGUCUCCACCCACGACUCAGAGGUUAGGUGCUAAUGAGCUACUGAAGCGCUGCACAAGAAAACAGUGUUGCCAACUCCUUAGUAAGGAAAGUUGCUAGUGGCUGUCGCAAAAGUAGCUAGAAGUCGCUAGAUGACAUCAUCGCCUAAUUUGCAUAAUUUCUCAGUCAAACUCACUACCCCCCUUUCCCCCGGAGGGUUAGAAGGUAAUAAUGAUACCUGCUUUCAUGUUAGAGUCAUGAAAGUCAAAAGUCAAAUAUCACAUAUUGUCAAGUCAAAUAUCAAAAGUAACAAAGUCCAGAACAUAAAUAUUCCAUGUUCGGUGUAACAGCAGAUCAGCAUUACUGCAUGCCAUUGACCAAGCCUGUAAACUGAAUGGUUUCUCCCUCUGUUGUAAUGCUGUUUUACUUUGUUUUCCAGCCGAUCAGGCCUAAGUUCUAUACACUAAGCUUCUCUUGCAAAUAUAUCAUCACAGACUGUAUUAUUUUUAGAUUUUCCUGUGAGUAACUCCCAUGAAACAACUUUUUUAGCAACUUAAAUGGGCUAUUUUUUCUGCAUUUUGUUAGCUUUCUCAGGCUCACACGUGAUCUUGUUCACUGGAAAAUGAUCUUGGGGCUUUGUUGACUUUUUAGUGCUGGCCUUUGGCACAAAGAUGCUCUUUCAGUUGAAAAUAGCUUAACUUUUGGAACCCCAUUGUGCCCAUCAAUGUUGGAUUUUAACCACUGACCAAUCAGAAUCAAGAAGGUUGCUUGACUUCUGUCUUUGUCAACAAUGAUGGCAGGGGUCUGUAUAUGGGAGAGAAAUUGAUCAAAGUCACUUUAUUGAGGUACAAUUUUCAGAUUUAGAGCCAUUAUUGUUUCUGUGAUAUAAUUUUCUGAAAAUCGUUUUCAGGUUUUCUUUGUAAAAAAAAAAAAAAAACAUUUGAUGAAAGCAACAAGAAUCGCCUGUGAGUAAGGCUCUGAAAUUGAGGUUAGGGGCACCUCACCUUGAAUUCUUCUUCUGCUUCUGCUUCUGCUGCCAUCCUCUUCUGAGAUCAACUCUGUUAAAUAAGGUUUGGCAGGACCCAGGGCUGCUUUGUGUUUGAUUAAAGUGACAAUGUAAACAGGUCACAACCCUUUUUUGGUACAAGAUUAUAGACACAGUCUCAGUUCAGCCACAGAAGAGUCUGGAAAGAAAUGACGUAUGACAGACUAUUCAUUGAAAGCUAUCAAAAUUGAAUUUCAGGAUUUAUCAUCCACAUAAGUCUCACAAGAUUGAUAUGGGACUGCAGCAUCUCCGUUUGUUCUCUGCUGUCUCUGUCUCUUGAUGUUUGGCUCUAAUCUUCAUAUAUAGAUCAGUGUGAUCAGACAUACCCACCUAUGCAUUCACUCUGGUUAAGAGACAUUUUUCUACAUCAAGGUUUAUCACAUCAGGGCCGGCAGACACACCUACUAUACACUCACACAAACACACAAAUAUCAGCAACCUACUCUCUUUCUUUUGACUCCUCUUGCACCCAUGCUCAGUGUUCAAAGAGAGAGUUCAUGCUCCAGGGGUGUGAUCUGCUUUGAUCCAGAGUCCUGCCUGGACUCUGCUGCAGGGCUUCCCACAGCCGAGACAAGCUUUGUGCUCGGAAACCACAAUAAACUCCCAUACACACAUGCGCACACACACCCACAUAUCCACGGAUGAGCUGUAACACUCAGGGCUUGGUGUACUCAGGAGGAAAAGGUUGAGACCGUGCAUUGUUGCUUGACUUGAUGGUUUUUGAUUUGAGUAGAUAUAACUUCCUGUGACUGAACCCAAUCAUCCAAAUACAGAUCCGUAAACAUUUAAUUCAUGUAUGUACAUAAAACAUCCCUGUAGUUGUAGACCCCCCCACCCCAAAAAAAAAAAGAUAAUAAUAAUAAUCAUAAAUAAAAUAAAAAUAGAAGUGUCAUGUUUAAUCAUUAUCAUGCAGUGAAGAUAAAGGAAGGACUUCACUAUACACAGAUAGCAAAACUCUUUAUUUGGAAAUUUGAAAAGAAUACAGUCAGUUGUUUUCUGUUUGAUGGACACCAGGGUAUUAUUGCCAUGCCUUUACAUCAUCUUUAAACAAUCACACAGAGCUUACACUCGCUGACAGCUAACCUCAUAACAAUUGGUGAUAUUGAAACAAGAAGAACAGUAGAUAGACAUCAGAAAAUGUGAGUUAUUUCAGCUCAUAUUCAUUCUUUAUUUUUUGGAAUAUUUAGCCGUCUUUUCAUUUAUUACGCACCGUACAUGAGUUGAUGUCAAGCAGAUACCGGUUGAACAACUAUUGCAAUUGUAUUUUCUUUCUCACAGAUUGAAAAUGAAUAUGACACUUUUAUCUCUUCCUCAUCCUGAAGAUAAUAUGAGCAGUAGAUCAGACACAUAUUUGAGAGCAAAUGUCCUAAUUGCUGAGCAGGAGGUCUGUUACCAAGAAACCAAUCUAUUAGCCCCGCAGCUAAAAGUCUUCAAAGACUUCUGAAAAAACUUUUAUCACAUCUUUUCACUGUGCUGACCAAACACUACCCAGCUGGAGCAUUGCCAGCAAAAUUCAAAGACAGCAGUUUUGAUUCGUUAGCGUUGUUGGGCCUCUGCAUUAUUUUGUUGGAGUGUGUUUGUCUUUGUGAUUGUGUGUAGAAGAUGCUUUGAACUUAGUUUUGGCCAAGAAGAAAAGUUCAUAACAAGUUCACUUUGACUCCCCGUCUAUUUAUGUAGUCCAACUUUGAGUUUAGUCACCCUUUGAAGUUUAAAGUAUCUGCUGCACCAAGUAACCUGAUCCCAUCUCUUUAUCUACAGAGGGUCUUUUGGGUGCAUUGUGUUUAUCUGGCUGUUGGUAUUGAGCAAUACGCUUGUGUGUCAGUGAAAGUGAGACAGAGGAAGCGAUAAAGGCAUUUGUUUGGAGUUCAGGUGUUUGCAUCUAAGGGAUAUUGAGUUCAUGAUUCCGUAAAUAUUAACGCAAGACCAGUCAUCGGAUCAAACAAAAUAAUGGCAGGAAAAAUCAUUUGUUUUAUUGAUUAGGUGUUGACUAUUCAACUAAAAAAACAACAAUCUUCAUGAGUAUUCUAUAGUUUCGAGUAACCGGCUACCCUGCGCAGGAAACCCAAUUUCGGCCGCUUGUAUCCGCAAUGGUGUUCUUUCAGUCAUUACCCAAAGUUCAUGGCCUUAGGUGAGGAUCGGCACGUAGAUCGACCAGUAAUUCGAUCUUUAUACAUAAUUAUACAUAAGGCUGGGUCACACAAACUCAUUGGUGUUUUUGAUAGUUAUGAUUGCAAAGGCGUCAGGUUUUUUUUUACCAACUAUGUGUAAUCAGAGAAACUGGCCAUUGCAUGUUUAUGUAGGAUUGCUUUAAACUUGUAAGUUUGCUCUCAACAUUAACACGGUUCUAAGUCUGGACGUGAUGCUCUGUCUCUACAUCAAUCAGGUUAAUUGUGUUUAUAAAUAUCAAUACUGAAAUUAAGCUUCGAGGCACUUUUUAAAAACUUGUAACACGAGAAAAAAGUCCACUCUGAAACAGGUCCUUUGAGCGGGGAAUAAAACAUCAAAGUAGAAUAUUAUUCCACAGAACCAGACCAAACUGGUGUGUUAAAGCCUGAAGCAGCGGCUUUUAUGGAAAUAUUUGAUUAUCUCUUAUGAAUACAGUCCUCUAACGAUAUUAUCCUGUAAGCAGUCAGAUGACGGUUUCUGACAUGCCCCUUUGUUUUUAGUGAGUUUUAUAACUUAAACCAACAGUGAGUGCUCUGCAGGUUAGUGCAGGAGCAGCACAAACACAACUUUUUUCUCCUCUGCAAAGAUAGUCGUAAGCCAAAGCUUUUACAAUUUGACAAUUGAUUUCUAUUCUCUUCCUUUUAGACUCUCACUUAAAAUGAACUGCAUGCCUUUGGUUGUGCAAGUUGUCAUAGAAACACUGGCUGUGAAGCUCUGGUAAACCAGGAGCAACAAUAAUAGAGCGAGGCCUAGUCACCAUGAUUACGGGCACAACAAUGAUGCAGUAGUUUGGAGGCAUGGCAGGAGAGUUGGCCACUAAGUGGGUUACCUAUAUUUGAAUGAAAUGCAUCCUCUGGUAUAACUCAACCUGAGAGGCUCGAAUCUGUCUCUUGAAUACAGAUUAUAAACAAGCGUCCUUUUAAUAUUGGACUCAUGGCAAGCUAAAGUGGCUGAGAGUUUUAUUUGAAUAUCCUUUGAGAUUAAAUGACUCUGCAUCAGCAUACUAAAACACGUUGGGGUUGUGAGUGUGAAUGUGAUAUUGAAAGGCACCAGUAUAAUAGCGUUCAUUAGUCAUAACUUUCCCAGGCAGAGCACUGGCGAGUCUAUAUGCUAAUAUUCUUCCUGGGAUGUAAAUCUGUGAGCUCACAGUGCCCUAUGCAGCACUGUAGACCUUUCUGCAUGAAAUGAGCCGACUCCAACCUGACUAAUGUUCCCACACAUUGCACUGUAAACUGCAUUGAUUUUCUGUUUGGGUUUUUUCCAGUCGGUAGUCUUUGACUGAAUGAAAUGGCAGCCGGCUGGAGCACUGAGCAGAAACGAGACAAAGAUUAUUCAUGUUACACUUAUUGUAAGCUAACUGUUACUAAAGCUGCAAAGAGGUCAUUCUUUUUUGGUAUUGAUAUUUAGGUUGUCAACUGGAAGUUGGAAAACCUCCAAUUUUAAUACAAAUUGGUGCAAGUUUGAUUUUGUACUAAGAAGGUACAGUGUAGACCAAAAUCCUGCAGGAAAGCACAUAAAUCACAGCUGGUGUCAAUAAUCACCUGAUAAAAAUGAUCAGCUGAUAACUGAAUAACAAAAGAAAGGCCAAAAGCAUAAAAAAAGGGAUGAGGGAUGCAAAGUCAAAAAGAAGUUGCAGAGAUUUCUUCAGCUGUCAAAGAGUUCUGGGAGGAUUUUCUCCCCCUAAAGUUAUAAGGUCAAAUGUAAAUCUUUGCCAAACCUGACAAUGGGAAACAGUUCAGUGCAGCUUGAAAUGCAACAGAAGACAUGCAAUAUUAGACUGUAUAUAGAAUGGACGCCGUCUGCCUCCUCGCUGGGUGAAGCCACCACGAGAACAGCACCCUCUGGUGACGGGCUGCAGUAUAGGUCAUAAAUCCCGCCUCCUCCAGUAAUCCCUAUGGAGCUGUGGACAAACUUUAGAAAUUAAUUACACAGAACAUAAAUUUUUCUCCCCCCCGCUUGAUACAGCCUAUGGGCGUACGAAGAUUGCUUAGCUCACCUGGGAGAUAGGCUGUUUGAAUCGAGCGUCAUCACCAUAUAUAUAUAUAUGUAUAUAUGUAUACAUAAAUGCUAGAUGCUAGACACUCGAUAGUGAAGGCUGAGUGUGUAGGAGGUGGUUUGGGAUUGGGCCGCGGACUACGCAGACUGGAAGUGACGUUUUUUCGCACAUGCUCAGUACAAAUCGUGUUUCGGGGACGGAUCGGGUAGCCACAAUUACCAAGAGCUGUUCGGCUUCAAAUCCGUAUACUGACAGAAGGCGGAACCAAGUUGUCCAACCAUAGCUGUAGGACUCACAAAUAUGUUGAAAUACAGUUUUUCUGAUUUGAUUGCUGUCUUUGGAUGAUAUCUAAGUUCUCAGAGCGCCUUUUUGUGUGUUUUAACAUGGGUGAGAUCAGACCGCAGCUUUGAUCAAUGAUCUUUUGUUGAUGGGCGUGCUGUAAGCAAAAGGUUCCCUGCUAAUAGAUUGAAUCGAUUCCCUCGGGAGAUGGAGAGUCCAUCUAAUGUAGCAGAGGAUGAAUCCCAGCAGCCAUAGAGUUGGCUUGUCGCCCUGGUUUAAGGAGCAAGCGGUGGUGGGUUGAUGACUAGCAUGUAAUAUACUGCAGAGACACGAGGAAGAGUUCAGAGAUUCGAUCUCAGGCGAGUAGAUUUGUAGCGCUCAGCCAAUAGUGCUUCCCUCAUCAAUACUGCAGCCCGGCUGGGUGGAGCUGAUGGCGGCUGCUGAGAGCUGAGCGUGUGAGCUGCAUGUAGAGAGAAAGAGGGUGAGAAAAACAAUGAAAGGCAUGCUCAGAGCUGAAGAGGUGGAGCGGAGAUAAAGAGAGAAAGAAUAGAAGGGAGGUAAACUGAGAGUGUAAGGAGGAGGCCUUGUGAGCCAACCAGCAGCAACAGGAAAUUCAGAGAUAGAGAGAGUGAGUAAGGAGAGUGGAGGGUGGAAAUUAAAGGGUGCCACAGGGCAGCUGAAGGCAGGAAACGAGGGUUGGUAAAAACUGCUGCGUUGGACACAUGGGAGAUGCUCAGACAGAGGUGGAUGAAUGCUAAGCAGCUGUACAUAGAAGCGGAUUUGAGAGCUGCGUUUGGUUUGUGUGAGCUGUUCAUCAAGAGGACUCGUUUUGAAACGCCUCGUUACAAGUCAGACCUGCAGGGCAACAGUUCGCACAGUUUCCCCUUUGCAGCUUGACGCAGGGCAGGGACUGGAGAAAGUGUCAUGUUUGUGUUUUUAAAGUUCAUUGUAAAGGCCAUGCAGGAGCCCACCACACCCACCGUCUGUCAUGUCGGGAUCAUACGGUGAAGCUGAUUUAAUGUCAGCCUGCAGCGCUGGAUUUUUGUAGAGGACGCAGAGCAGAAUUAAUCACCUGUUACAACACAUUAAAGACUUAAAAGGUCUUUGAAUUGUAUUCACUGUUAAAUCCAAGAAUAGCCUUUGAGUAACUGUUGUGUACAGUUUUUUUAGCCUGAUUUGAAAGAGUUUUUUACUACUUUGGGGCAGCACAACAAGCUCUAAAUUCACUGAAAAGUGAAGAUUGAGUUGCAUUUGUUUCUGUUGAUACAAUAGGAGCUCCCAGUGCAAAGACAGUGUUAACAGACACAGGUCUCUAUAAACAGACAUCUGCUUUUGAUUGCAACUAACAAGCAGCUCUUAGAUGUCCUCUCUAAACUCUAUUUUUGCUCCUCAAGGGAAUUGUCAAACAGUACACAAAGGAAAUGCUCACAAAUCAAACUCUUGGCGUAUUGCUUGUUAAACGUAAACACUGGCUACACCAGAGGCCUUGAAAAGUUGGCUGUAACCCCAAAAGGCUGUGUCGUUGUCAGAUAGUUGCCAAUGGUUUUCCAGAUUGAUCCGUUUUCUUGUUUGACACAAGAGUUACUGCUGACAUUACCAUUUUUACAACACCACGGUCUCCUAAUAAAUUUCCCCUACAGGAACAGAAGUGUGAUUUAUGGAUAUUAAUCCUGUCAAACAGACUGCCCAUCCAUCCUUGCAGAUGAGUCUUUGUUGUGAAGUGAAAUCUGAUAUAAACUGCUUCCUCUGUGAUGUCUUAGCGGUAAUGAUUUCCUCCCUUGUGACCACAGUGCCAGUAUAACUGCUGUCUGCCUGUCUAAUUAGAUACAUUGAUGAAACUAGGCCACUUCAGGUGUUUUAAAGUAGGAACUCAUUUAACUACCAGUAGUUCAUGAGGUGUACUGGUGACGUGAAAGACCUUAUUUCUCUAGACUGAGCACCUAAAAGGCUAAAUGCCAGAUUUCUGUAUGUAAAUCUGGCAUUAAUAUAUGAACUGCCCCUUUACCUGUCUAUUUAAGGACUUGAGGUUUUCGUUUUUCCUCUGAAUUUGCUCCCUUUUUUUCAAUUUAGACGUGUGUCUAAUUCGGGAAGCUCAAACUUAAGGAUGUUCCUCCUGCUCUCUCAGGAUGCCAGCCAAAGAAAGUGUAAGAUCGGAGCGAAUCUGCUGAGUCAAUCAGCCUGAAAGAGGAGACAGAAAGAGAGUGGAUUUAUAAAGGAGGGAUUCCUCUGUCCAGACCGUGUGAGGUCCAAAUAGGAUUUGUCCAGCAGGGCACAAGAGGCACAGAUUUGUUCCUCUCACUCUCUCAAGUGUUGUCCAGCUCUGCGUUUGCAGGCCAGUGGGUCACUGUGGAAAAGGCAUUAUUAGGGCAUGUAAUUCUGAGGACAGGCGUCUCUCCCAGCCAAAGAGGCUACUCAGCUCAGUCACUUUCUACUGCCACCUUCUGGACAAUAGAGGUGAAGGAGGUCUCAUCUCCGGUGAAAAUUAGAAUUCAUUGUUGCCCCUUUUUAUCCCCGUGAUACCAACUUUAUUUCACCCCGCUCAUUUCUUUCACCUUUGCAACACUUUUACCACGUUUAUGCAGAAUAAACAAAUUAACACUCACUAAUGUUGCAGUGCACCGUCAACAAAUUUUAACCAAGCUAAUAAAAAGAACAUUUAUUUUUGAUUGAGACCUCAGACAACCAGGAAACUUCAACCCUAAUUUUCCCUUUGAUUUUAAAUUACUUAUUACAAAUAGUGAGGUGGCAGUGGCAGCUUCAUUCCUACUGUUCCUACUUUAACUUGUUUAUCAGUGCAAAUCAAUUGUCCUUAACUGUACAGCCCCUUAAAGUAAAAAUAUUCUUUGAUUAAUCAAUCAGACUUUUUGUUUGGAGUUCAUCGUUUUGUUGAAAUGAGCGUGUUCAAGCAUGUCAUCUUUUUAAGCUUGUGAUGUUCCUUUGGCUCUCUUGUAUCCAACAACCAAGUGCUUGUGAACGGUAAAUUUAACUUGUUAUUGAAAUGAAAUAUUUUUGAAAGGGAGCAGAAAGUCUUUUUUCAUCCCUUGAGUUGCAGAUGGCUUCUUGCAGCUUACAUAAGGACAGUCUGUAUGUAGCCUGAAACGCAAAACUCAGGGUGAAAUGUUGGGAGUGAAAGGCUGCAGCUGGCUAAUUGAUGGGAGAAAAAACUUAUUUUCCUAAUUUCUUGUGCCUUGAAUUGGCAGAUUUUCAUGACAAGGUCACACAGAUGGAGAAAUCGUAACAAAACUUCUUUAUGGUGUAGAGGAGGAGGAGGGCAAAAUGUGAUUUUCAUAAAUGUGAAAGGGAGAGAUAUCAGUAAGAUAAACAGUCUCACUGCUGCUCCUUUUGAACUGUCUUUUUCAGUGUUGUCACUUUUAGUACACCUUGUGCAGGAGCAAGACUACGAAGCUAAACGCUGCAUCACUUUAACGCUGUCCGAAACUGAUUUGAUCGCUCUUUAAGGGAAUACGUCGCUGACUGAAAGUAAUCAGCCUUUUUGAAAACAAGAGAAGUAAACUGAAGUCUACUCACUGAUAGAUAGAUAGAUAGAUAGAUAGAUAGAUAGAUGUAAAUGCAGUUAAAACAGAGCAGAAUUAAUGAUCAUCCUGACAGUAUGAGAUUUCUUUUGUCGUCUUUAAGCUUGCAAGAUGGCCACGUGGUAUUUGUCUCUGUAUCUCCUCAGCACACCAAACCCAAUCUCUGGAGAAUGUGUGUAUAUAAUCUAUGAGUGUAUGUGUGUUCUUCAUAGUCCAUACAUCUGCUCUGUUCUAUCAAGGCCUCCUCCUCCAGCUGCUGCUGCUGUAAACACUAAGAAAUCUGCAGUACUGAUGUCCUCAUUCAGACAAACCUAGCAGCAGGAGAAGAAUCAAGGAUUUAUGCUGCGUUCGAGUUACCUCGGAAGUCAGAGGUCCGAGCUGAAAAUGAUGUCACACCCGAGUUACCAGCAUUUCAGUUACCAAGUCGGUAAAAAGCAGAAUCGGAGGCAGAAACAAGAUGGCUACAUCUGAAUCCGAAUAUAAGGCAAGCGCUAAAAUAAUAUUCGUAGAUGUUUCAGGCCUCCGAUUUUCCCGACUUGGUAAAUGAAACUCUGGGAACUCAGUUGUGACGUCAUUUUCAGCUCUGACAUCUGACCUCCGAGGUAACUCGAACGCAUCAUUAGAGGACUCUAGAAAUGUAGUUAUACACAAGAGUUAGGUUAAAUACUGAACCAAACACUGCUGCACAUGUACAGUAUUUAGCUAACAUUAGAAUGCAAUGGCCCUAUUGAAAAACGCAAUGUAUAAAUGUAUGUAUGUAAACUUUAAACAGAUAUGUGAAAAUUAAAGCGGUCAAUCAGUUGGAGUUACUCACUGAAUUUCAGUCACUUCUUUAGAACGAACUCUGGGGUUGAUUGUUUUUGUUAUGAAUCAUUUUAGGUUAAACUCAGAGAGAGUUUUCAAUGAGCUCUUUCAUGAUUGUAUUUGUGGAAAAGGUUGAGGUUGCUGGUUUCUGAGAAAGGCUUGUUGGAAAACUGUACAAUCGUCAAAAAAACUAUUUUAAACUUUCUUAUAUCACUCUGGUUUAUAAAACCUUGUUUCUUCUCUUAAAGGCUUGUUUUCCAGCCUACUUUUAUUGGACUGUUUUUUUUUUUUUUAGUCAGUGAAUAAACCAAACAAGUCAGCUCUUUCUUGACUGAAAAAGAAAUGAUUUUUUUAAGUGCAGUCCUCUGUUUUAUAACCUACUUUUGAAUUGAUAACACUUGUCAUGGUGUAUUUAGGGGUAAAAUCAGUUUGUGCACUUUUUGACAAUGGGCUCUUUGUUUUCAUGGAAAAUAACAUGCUGGUUGUUUGUCUGACACUUGCUUGUAUUGGGAGAUUGUUAUAAAGCAUACACUUUAUUUCAUGGUUUAGAUUUCACAUUUAUCAAGUUUUUCUUUUUCCACAAAAAGUCAUAUUUUAACUCUUAUUAUAAAUCAGUCUCGUUUUUCCAGCCUGUUUUUAUCCCUGACUGCCCUUUUUGAGUGAUUGCUGUUUGACCCCAUGUAGUCUAAACAUGAACUCUGUAAUCUAACAAUUCAACCACAAAUUUCAGGCUAUUUCAGUCGCAUUACAGCACUCUCUGCAAACAAAGUGCUUUAUGAUAUUCAUUAUGUUGACGUAACGCUCACUGGGGACCAUGGUCUUCUUUUUCUUCUUCGAUCACAGAGCACUGGAAACACAGGGCGCUCUUUGUUGUACGCCCUCUCGGCUUGUGGCCGAUGCAGUUUAUUUAGCUCAGCAUGGAAAAAAAAAAGAAACGUCUUGUUAUUUGUCUGUGUUUCAGUGUUUUGCCUCCCAGUGUGCUGCUUUGCUACAGACCUCUGGUGACCCGAGUCCUACCAUGAGAGUGAGGUGACAGUGAAAGUGAGGAAGAGUGAAUGUGUGUCAGGCAUGUUGAGUGUUAGGCAUGUAGUUCUCAUCCUGUCCAACAGAGGAUAGCCAUGUAGUAGUUUUUAUUCAUGACUCGUGGCAGAAAAGACUGAAUCUUUGGCUCAAUCUCAUGUUUGCCUUUGAGAUCAAUAUCCUUACAAAGUCUGGAUCCUAUUUAUGAUCAGUUAAAGGUUUGCUGUUUUACAUGAAUCACUCAAGAACAAACAAAUGUCUUGAAUUUUCCCCUUUUUUGCCGCUUUUUGAAUUUUCACUCAUGUAAAAUUAAUAUUUGGAAAGCAGCACUGAUUUGUGCUUGGUGGACAAACAGGUCUCUCUGUCCCCACCAGGUCAAAGGUCAGGGAAUCAAUCAGAGCCACAACCAUAUUUGACAUGAAAUAAGUCAAAACGAAAUAGCCUGUCAUCAGGCUUUUUCAAAGACAAGACUGGAAAGCAAUUACUUGGUAGCUGUGUUUGUGAUUUUAGGAAAUUAUAUUGAAGCUCCUGUGAGGAGUUUUUUGACAUUUGUAAAAUAGACUGAAAUUCAUAUUGAGGAUUUUUAUAUCCUAUAACUGGUGUGAGGGGGUGUAGGUGUCAGCCUUACAGCUAAGGAAGCAGCCCUGUUUAUUAUUAUUAUUAUUAUUAUUAUUAUUAUUAUUAUUGUUAUUAUUAUUAUUGUUAUUAUUAUUAUUAUUAUUAUUAUUAUUAUUAUUAUAUUCAUUAUUUAUUUAUUUACUUAUUAAUUAAUCUAUUUUACAAUUGUUUUAUUAUUUUAUUUUUUAAUUAAUUAAUUUAUUUAUUUAUUUAUUUAUUUAUUUUUAUUUUUAUUUUAUUGUUAUUUUUAUUUUAUUGUUAUUAUUAUUAUUAUGUCAAUCCGCAUAUUAUGUAACUGCUUUGGCAGGUCAUAGUCCUGUAGAAAAACACCCGAUCAACUUAUUCUUUCUGGUGAUUAGACAGAAGGCAGUCACCUUAAACACCAAAGUAUCAGUUGAUCUUUGUCUUUUUGAACGUUUUAAAGAAACAUCUCUUUGUCUUAGCUGCGAGACUCUUUGCCUCCCAUAUUGUAACUGUAGUGAUAUACCUCAGAGUUUAUGCAUAAGACUUCCGAUUUAUGUGUCCUAGAGUAUCAGCUCUGGAAAAUAUGACCACCCUGCAGCCAACUUAUGUUCUUAUGUCAUUUAGCUGAAAUCACAGACAUCUAUCGAGGGUACUUCAGCAUCUGGCUUAGUGAAUGGGCAUGAAACAUGCUUGUAAAAACUCUUAUAAUGCACAUAAAAACUGAAAUGAAAGCUACAAAACUGUUCCAUCGUGUUUAAUGAGAAUGAUCACAGAAAAAUUGAUGGAGCAUGAAAUGGUAAUGAUGAAAUAAAAUGGUAAUUUGGCUCUCUAACUCUCUGUGUGCUGCCGUGAGUGAGACAGAGUUGUGUUUGUGGAUCUUCCUGUUAUUUCUUAUUGUGAAACACAACUUAAACUUAGAAACGUCUGUGUCUGGGAUAGCCUUUGAAUCUGGAUGCCUUAUGAAGAUAUGUUGCCGCUCAAAUCUCUGCAUUAUAGAUGAUCUAGGAAUAAACAAGAUUCCUACAAUAAAAAUACUGUAGUGUUGCAUCGUCUCAAGUGUUACUGCAGCUGUCUCAUCCUCCAAAAUUGUGCUGGAAAAGCCUGAAAAAACAAGAACUGGGACGUUUUGUCGGUGCACUUAGUUACAAAGUGUUGCUGAGCCCCAUGUGUAAAGAAAACCAUUAAAACAUGUCAGCCUGGUGAAGCAGCUGAGGUCAGAGUGCAGGAAGAGAGGUCACAGGUCACACACUCAUCAAUUAAACGCACACCACUUAGCUAAUGGGCUAUCACUCAGCUUCACACAAACACAAACAUACACAAGCACUUGGUGUUCAUACUAGAUGAUCAUAAUCUCACUGUUUUAUUUAUUUAUUUUGUUUUUCUUUUUAGACAUUCACUCUAAGUGUCUUCAAUUUGUCUCUUUACCUUCUUUGAUCACACACAAACUUCACAACAUACACUCCGUCAGCUUACAAAGUGCACACAUUCAGACAUUACUCUGAACUGUGCGUUCCUCAGAGUAAUGAGGCACAGAAAGUGCAAGCUGCUUACCUGUGUGUAUGUCCGGAUGAAUUACGAGCACUCAACACUGACCAGGCAGUAACUGUGCUGUGUGUGAGUGUUUGUACUUCAUUUCUUUGCCUCUUUAAUGUGGAGAAAUUAGCGAAAUGACUUGAGUUAGAGGAGCUGACCAGAUGAUUUGUGAAACUCAUGACUCACUGCAAGGAAUUAUUGGAAGUUUGACAGAAGUUUGUUUCUAACGUCAUAUUUUAUGGCUGCUAAGUCAACCUGCUGGAGUUUCUUGUUCACCUUAUUAUUCUGACUGUCCAAUUCCUAUACUUCACGUGAUCACCUGCCCACUGCACCUUAACUCUUACUUAAAGGUACACUCAACUUCAAUGGUCUAAAGGUCCCCUUGAUAGAAAAUAAUCUGUUGAUGUAAGAUAUACAGGUAAAGGUGUCCUCUUCUCAAAGCAGGAAAUAGAAAUGUAAAAUUUAACUGCUCACACAUUAAAAAGUUUUCUUGUUUGUGUAAUAGAUGUAAAUUUCCCCUGACUUUUACAUUUUUCAGAGCGUAACACUCACAACACAACCCUUACUUUGUGUGCAGAUUCGCAUAUCCACCCGCUGUGCCAUGGCUUCUGAAUUGUAGACGAAUACUCACCAUAUGGAAGUGCACAACAAAGAAAAAGAGAUGCUCUAAGGGAGACCUGAGGCUAUCAGCAUGUCAAUCUGGACACACUCUGCUCUAAACUCACACUACAAUAUUAGCCACAUUGUGGGCAUGAAUUUGUGUGUGUGUGCUUUUGAAUCUCCCCACUAGAGGGCGGUGUUUUCUCUGCAGACUGAAACAACAAGGCUACAAAGAGCACAGUCACCGUUGAAGAAGCAGCAUCUUCCUCGUCCGUCAGUUGGGUUGUAUUACGCUGUGAUUUCUGUCUGUGGCGUCACUUGUGUUUGAGUGGACUAUAUGUCCAGAAGCAGUUUGCAGUGGGACAUGUGUGUGCGCAAGUGUGUGUGAAUGCAGUGUUAAAACCCCCUCCUCUCUCUCCCCAGCAUCCACCAGGCAGUGAGAAGAAGUAGGCCGCUUAAAGAUAGCUCCCGGCAGCCUCAAUACCGGCUCCCAAAAUAUAUCUGCUCAUGAGAGUCAUCAUCUCCUCUCCCUCCUCCUCUUUCUUAUUCUUCUUUCGCUCCUUCUGCCACUGAAAAUGGAACAGGAAUCAGCCUUUGAAUUUAGAAACUGACAGCCUCUGUGAAUAUCCCCAGAUAAAGAUGUGCGUGCGUGUGCAUGUGCGUGUUUUCUCUUCACGUGAAUGAGCUUUUUCUUUUUUGGGGGGUGGGGUGGGGGAUGGUCUCACUUGGCAGUUAUCCCGAUGGAAAGGUGACGUCAGGAUUGUACCACAGCAUCCAUCAAAAUCAGGGGGUCUCAUUUUGGAGGUUUGUCACCUAUGACAUCCUCUGAGCUGUGAUCCGCUCAAAGAGAUGCAACUUAAGAUUGUUUUUAUCGUCACACAAUCAGGGUGCUGGUUUGGCCUAAUGAUCCAGAUAUGUAUUCUAUCACCAGAGGCUAUGGUCCUCAAGUGGAUGGGCUGGGUUAGAUGAAACUGCACCCCUGUACCCACAUAGCAAUCCCCCUUCUCUCUCCCACUUUCCUUUUCUAUCCACACUUCCAUCCUUCUUACACAGAAACAAAAAAAAUCACUUAAAAAUUAUAAUUUGUAUAAAAUAAUGGUAAAAAAUGUUGAUUGAGGUUUUCCAAUGCUUAAAAAUAACAUACUGAUUUAAGAAGCUUCGGUAACACUUUACAAUAACCAUAACUUAUAAAUAGUAAAAUGACAACUUAUAAAUGGUAAGCAGAUAGUUUAUUAAUGUUAAUCAUAAUUUAUAAAUAGCAUACAGAUCAUUAAUAAAUUGUAAAUUUUAAAAAAACCUAACCCUAACUCUCACCCUAAGUUUACGACAACCAUCUAAGUAAUGUUUAUAGAUGGUUUAAAAACCAAAUAUGAACCAUUUACAAAAUUCUACUGACACACAUUUUAAUCUAGAUGUUUUACAACCAAUAUUUUAACCUUGUAUAAACCUUUAAAUAGUCCAUUAAUAAUUAUUUAAAAUUAUUAAUCAUAAUUUCAUUGCUUGUAAUGGUAAAGUAAGUGUUAACUGACUUUAAUAAACUACCUAUUUGCUAUUUAUAAUUGGUCUAUAUGCUGUUUCUAAAUGAUUAUUAAAGAUUAAUAAACUAUCUUUAUGGUUAAAGAGAUAAAUUGUGUCGUAGUUGUAGAGGUAAAUGUUUGACUUAAUAUGAUUUAAAUCACACUGCUUGGUUCAUGAUACUGUUUUCUUUUUUAAAUUAAUAUCUCAAGGUUGUGUUAUUUGUGGUGCUUUACUCCAUUUCCUGUUUUUGAGUUUUAUUUUGAAAGGGCACAAAUGGUACUCCAGUAUACAGUAAACAGUGUAAGAUGUAUGAGCAGCCUCAAGAGUUGUUGUAAUAUUAAAUGUUAUUCACUGUUACCUGCAGAGUAGGCACUACUUGAGACACCUUGAUUUAAAGAAAAUAUGAAGAAAAUAAAGAAAAUGAAAAAUUGUCCACCAGGUUAAAAUCACUGGUUGGCUGGCAGCCACUUGUACAGGCCGCUAGGGCAUCAUCUGUGUGUGAUGAUAUGCCAGCAGUGUAUCCUCAAGAAAAAUGCAAAAUCUUCACCUACUGCUGCUGCAUCUAUACACCUCUAUAUUUAGUCACAAAUGUACUGUAAGUUACAGUGUGCACUGAAACCUUAUACAUCAAUUCAUCAAACAAAAAAAAAGAUAUUCAGGCACUUUUUUUACUUGUCUCUAUCUUUUUAUUCUUUAACUUAAUGCUAUAACGUGCAGAAAAAUUGGUAUUUAUGUUUUGAUUGUGUUGAACUGUUGGUUAGUGAGGGCUAUUUCCUGCAAUACAUUACAUGCAUCAUACAACUCUGGACCCCCUCCCCCACUGCCAUUCAACCCAAGAAAAAAAAAAAAAACAGGUUAUGGAAAAUAAAUAGAGAGUCGAGUGCACCCUCUCACAUUAGCUCAAUAUUACCCUCGCUGUCUGGAUGUGCACAGACCCACUAUGUGCUUUACCCCCCACUGGCCCACAUCCACAGAGAAUGAGGACAAUAGUUUGGCUCAGAGACAUGUGUGCCUAAUGUAGUCCUUUUAUGUGGGAAAGUGGAACUGUAUGGAAAUAGGAGAGAAGAAGAAUCAUUGUGCUCCUGUUCUUUUUUUUUCCCUUUCACUCAGUGUCUGAUAGCACUUAAAUAUAUGGCCAUGGUGUUUUUUUUACACACAUGUACCUUUUAUGAAAAUGUAACCUGCAGUAGAUGAUACAAAAUUACUUGCUUGAUAUACAUCAUCUAGUAAAAAAAAUUGGAUAUUGAGUGGAUUUGUCUUGAUGGUUUGCUCAUUGGUUUGGACACCCUCCAAAUUUUAACCACUGAAAAAACGAAAUGACAAUAAGAUGUUGUUGUCUGUGUGUAACGAGUUUUGGUUGAAUACAUUGUUCUUGCACAUGCUUGCAAAAAUUUUUAAAGAUCUUGCAAAAAGCAGGUGUCUGUGUGCGAUGAUAUACAUCUUCUAGUUAUUUCAGUGUGGAUUGUAUUAGAAGUAUAGCUGCAGAAAUCAGAAAAAAGGCUAGAGCUAUCACCAUAUCGCCAGAGCUGAUCGCAGUGAUUGGAAAGUGUGUUAUUCCUCCAUUUAUUCUGCAGCGCCUUCCAGAAGUGUUUCUCUGUGUUGGUUCACUUAGAAUCUGCCUCUGGUGGUAAUAACCCGCGACCACUGCAGGGACCUCAGUCACCAACAUGGGGUGCGCCUCAACCCACUCGGCCAUUAUCACAUACUCGACGUUACCUUUUUGGUAUGGUAUUAUUUCAAUAGUAGUACAUAUUUAUGUACUUGGCUUGUACUGCUUAUAAUUUUAAGAGAGUAUACUCUUAACAAGAUAAGCAGCACAAGCCAAGUUUACUUAAAUGAAAGGCACAAAUACAUACUUAAGUGCAUCUUAAUCAAAAGUUGAGUCAAAUAUAAUGUAAAUGUUAAAUGUAUUUAUACUUUUAGUAUUAUUCUUAGUACAAACCAAGUAUACUUAACUAUAACUUUGUUAACUAUAUUUUUUAAAAGUGCGUAAAAGUAAACUGAUAGCAUACUCAGUUUAAACACAGUAUAGGCUAAUGUAAGUACACUUAAACAUACUUCCCUUUGGUAAGGGAAAGUUUAGCUAAACUUUUAACCGCCGCUGUGGCUUCUUCUUCUUCUUCUUCUUUUCUGUUCGGCUUCUUCUUCUUCUUUAUUGGUGUUUGGCAGCUUCUUUUUUGUUGGUGUUCAGCGGCUUCUUCUUUGUUGGUGUUUGACGGUUUCUUCUCCGUUGGUGUUCGGCAGCUUCUUCUUUAUUGGUGUUUGGCGGCUUCUUUUUUGUUGGUGUUCGGCAACUUCUUUGUUGGUGUUCGGCUUCUUCUUCUCCGUUGAUGUUUGGCUUCUUUUUUUUAUCAGUGUUUGGCGGUUUCUUCUCCAUUGAUGUUUGGUGGCUUCUUUUUUGUUGGUGUUCAGCGGCUUCUUCUUUGUUUGUGUUUGGCGGUUUCUUUUUUGUUGAUGUUCAGCUCCUUUUUUAUUAGUGUUUGGCGGGUUCUUCUCCGUUGGUGUUCAGGGGCUUCUUCUUUGUUGGUGUUUGGCGCCUUCUUUUUUGUUGGUUUUUGGCUUCUUUUUUUAUUAGUGUUUGGCGGUUUCUUCUCCGUUGGUGUUCAGGGGCUUCUUCUUUGUUGGUGUUUGGCAGCUUCUUUUUUGUUGAUGUUCGGCUUCUUCUUCUCUGUUGGUGUUUGGCUUCUUUUUUUUAUUAAUGUUCAGGGGCUUCUUCUUGGUUGGUGUUCAGCAGCUUCUUCUCUGUUGGUGUUCUGCAGCUUCUUUUUUGUUCGUGUUCGGCUUCUUCUUCUUAAUUGGUGUUCACCGGCUAUAUCUCUUGGUCGUCAGUUUAGCAUUGAUACUGUUGUAAAUUAAAAAAUUUGAAUGGUUCCCGGAGGAUCGGAAUGUUAGUCACGGCUCCCAUCGAUGCUCGAGACUCGAUGUCUUACCCGACUGAAGACCCUAUGUAAUAAAACAGGGCGAGGCAACAGGCUCCACUGCUACAAUACCAUCUACAGGGUUUGAGGCCAUGCUAGUAUGCUUCAGGCUAAAAUGCUUAAAUGUUCCAUGAGGACAUUAUCUUCUUUUGGUUUACCUAGCAAAAUAAAAAACUGUUAAGACACUGAUUGGAAAUCUAGCCAGACAACUUUAUUCAUUACCGAAGGGCAAUUCAUUUUGACAGUAACCCACUUUGUUAUUAAACAGUCGAGGAACAGACAAUUGCCAGACAUUCACAACAGCAUGUGGCCCAAACAUUCCCCUGUCAGCACCAGGAAUCAGCAAUAAAUACAUAGAUAAUACAUACAUGUGCAAUACGUUCAACUGUGAAAUGACUAAGUAAUGACUAGUAAUGCCAAAAUGAUGCACAGGAAAAAGCUGCACGAUGUACAGCGGAUCACACAUCUCUGAGCCUUCUCCUCAUCCCCCCUCCAUCCCUGAGGUCAGUAAACAGAAAAAUUAAAAUCUAACCCUGUAGAUACUGAAAACUCAUGUACAGUUAGUUUAACCUCCUUGGUUGACUGCACAGCCACUCUAACCUCAGGAUGCCCCCUUUCAUCCCCGCUGUGCAUUAUCUCUCACACACAUACAUGUUGAUGCACACACACAUACAUCCACACCAUUAUUGAGGUCAGAUAUAAAGAGAGAGAGAGACAGACCCCCAUCGUGGCACACCCUCUGGCUACCUCUCAGCGAGCUGCUCACUCAUGUAGAAGCAGACCCAUCUGCCUAGAGAGAUGGCGAGAAAAUAGAGUUGGACGGGGACGGAGGCUGGAAUGAAUGAGACACGCGUGUGCAUAUACGCAAACAUCGCCUCGGAUUUGGUGUGAAAAUGGGGGUUUCGAAAAAAAGGAGGGAGGAUGUUAUAUCGAGAGAAGAAGAGAGGGGGAGAGAGAGCAAGGCAGCUCUGUGCGGCGUUGCCCUGAGAUACAGGAUGUCGUAAUAAGGCAAUUGGGAGAGAGAGAGAGGAGGAGGAGGAGGAGGAGAGAGAGAGACAGGCUUACUCAGAGUGGAAAAAAGGGGGAGGAGAGUGCACCUCAAGGAGAAAAGCAUCAAUUUUCCUGUUGCUACGACAAGCUGACACCCCUCUGCCUGUGCGAGGAAUGGAACGUUCCAGCUCGCUCUGGGCUCUGUUGUUGUGCAGAGCUGCAGAAGGCCUGACAGAGCCAGCUAGACAGGGAGAGGAGGAAGGGAGGGAUACAAGAGACAAGAGACAGACACACACACUCUGGAUCCAGAGCCUGUGUAUUCAUUUCAUCACCCGGUCCAACCAGAGAGGAAGGACACAGAGAGGAGGAAGGGGAGGACAAAAGAGAAAAAAGAGGAGUUUCGGAGACAGCAAGGAAAGUGAAAGAGAGGCAAGGUGAAAGAGGAGAAGGAAGGGAGGAAGGAAAGGGAGGGAGGAAGGAGGCUGGGGCAUGAGGAGGGGCGCCUGACUGACAUUGCUGCUCUUGCUAUCAGACAGAGGCAGACCUGCACACACACACACAUCCAGCCAGAUUGUGCACUGCACAGUUGCUGCUCUUUUUUUAUCCUUUGCGGAGCCUUGUCCUCCAUCCUUUCUUCUCCUCUGAGUGAGAGGACAAGAGAGACGGAGAGGAGGAAUUGGAGGAGGUAAAGGACGAGGAGGAGGAGGUGGAGGAGAAGAAGAAGGAGGAGGAGGAGGAGGGGAGGCAGUAACCCUCUCCUCUCCUUUACCCAAGACACACAGCAGAGAGAGAUAGAGGGAGCAGAGUGAAAGAAACAGAGAGAAAGCAGCAUUUUGUCCUAUUUCGCCGUCUCCUGAGGUCCCUCGGCCAGCGAGCGGCUAACAGGCACCGCUCAUGUCCGUGAACUCGGAGAAAUCCUCGUCCCCUGAAAGGUAACACCUUCUUGCCUCUCUCCUUCUCUACCAUCGCACCCCCAUAUGUCUGCGUAUGUCUGCAUUUCCUUCUUUCUGUCUCUUUUUUUUGCAUUCCUCCUCCUCCUCCUCCUCUCCAACCACCAACCCCCUCAGCACCUCCAUGUUCUGUGCCCUCUUUCUUUCUGUUUCUCUUUCUGUCUGAGGGUCCUGAGCUGGUUUCUUCUAUUGUCUGGGUCACAGCAGUCUGACUGUAGCGAGGAGAGAGGGAAAAACAGCAUUAUUUUUUUUACUGUUGCAUGGUGCAGAAGAACAGAACAUCCUGUUUUACUGGAUACACUUUGACGGAAAAUGUUUGGACCUCAUUUUGAAAUCAUCCCCCUUCUCCUUCGAGGUGCUGGUAUUGCCUUUGGAGGCUGCAACAUCUCCUAUGACAACAAUACCACACACACACGCGCCAACACACAGGCACACACACACACACACACACUGUCUCUGUAUGGCGUUGAAGCACACAGCUUACACAGCAAGAGUGUCAUCACACGUCAACAUUAGCAGCGCCAACAACAGCAGCAGCAGCAGUGCAUCUCGGCAGCGAUGCAAGACAACAGCUCGCCACAUGACGCACCUCAGUGCAUAGCAUUACUGAACAAUGGCACCUCUGAACGCCUCACAAACUCCUAACCUGCACACACUGGCAGUUUUAUAACGUUUUGACCAGCUGUAAGGAGUCUUUGCAUGAUGUAUAGAGCAUCCAUAAGUAAAGUCACGGGGUAUUAUCAGUCACAUGGCUAACAAAGACGCACAUGCACAUGCAAGCAUCAUCUCAACAUGUCUUAGCAGGAUGUUGCAAAAUAUAGGAAGUGCCGCCUGUGUCUAGGCUAGCCAUAGUUCAGACGCACCUUGGCCUUGCCUAUUCAGUAGACCUCUUUAAUCAUUUGUAGCUAUUUAUGCUUAAAAAGACCCUCCCCAUUAAGGUUUACACGAUCAAAGUGAGCGCUUUUUUCUUACAAAGUCCCUUUGAUGUUCCUGAUUUAGAAUAUCUCCUAACUCGGCCAAUUAAAAGUGUUGUGUUUUAAUUUUCUUAGACUUUGUUAAAGACGUCAGAGUGGUGCUGCUGUGUAUCCACGCUGUUUUCCGGCGUGCGUUAAAACCCUGUAUCUAUUCAGAUCUGUUUGCGCCGAACCCACAGUCCUAUUUCAGUGUGCAAAUGCGGAAAGAGCUCGAUUUGACGGGUGCUGGAGGGUGAGGAGCAGGCAGACUGGAUGACUCAGGUAGCCACUGAUGCUGUGCCAAGUACGAUCAGGCAGAGCCGCUGCCAUCCACACAAGCUAGCGCCAGGCCCCAGACUGGCACACUCGAAUCACGGCGCAGUGGGCAACACAGAUAGGCAGAAGUAAACGGGCACUAACAGUAUCAGGCGUUAUUACAUGGACAGUUGGGCACAGAGGAGAGCGGCGUAGCAUUGGCAGAUUUGGAUGGAAAUGAAGUGAAGUUUAAUUUCCAGGAAGGAAGCGGCUGUGGUAGAAACAAACAGAUGUACCUCUGAUCUUAUUAUGCUUUAGAGGGGUGAAAAGCAUCCUUACUCACACAUAUACACACACAUACUGUAUAUAAAGCAUCAUCUGGCAGCCGUGGUGUGCUGAAGUUUGUGCAUUUCAUCACUUGGCUAGGUUUCCCCCUCCUGUAUUGUUUGGGUCACAGCCGUCUGACUGUAAUUAAGACUAAUGCAGCAGUCCCUUGUUGCAUGACAGGUAGCAACAAUGAGCCACACUCAGACUAACAAUGCUGCCCACUCUAACGGCCGAAACGUCUCAUAUGACAACAGUCACAAUGCCUGCAGAAGCCUUUUAGUCCCCGUCUGAGGUCAACUAGAAUAGCUAAACAGAAGUGUGAGUACAGUUAAUCAUUAGGUUAUUACUUUUGUUUCCCUUCUAGUUCACUCAGUAACACUUAAUACCAUAAGGCCGAUCUGGGUGCCACAUCGGCUCAGAGGGGUAUGUGCAGCUCAGCUCUGUUAGACUUAAAUGGACAGCUGGGUUGCUAAUUCUGGCGAGACACAAACGGAUACCAAACUGUUUGCUUAUGUAGAAAAAAGAGUUGGACCCUUAUGCUGAUGUGCAAGAAUUUGGAGACUGACAUGACAAAUACAAUGAUAUUUUCAGUUACCAAUAUGGAUCCAAUUUGAAACUGUUUCUGCAGCCAUUCGAUUGACACCUACCCCACUGCACUCAUAUUAGACAUUAAAACGACAACAUUAAGACUAUCAAUAUUGUCACUCGUUUGCUUUUGUAUAUUGUAAGAAAGGAUCAGUAAGAAUUGAAGUCUAUUUUAUAAACAGAAAAACAACCCCCACUGGAGCUUUAAUUGAUAAAAAUAUGACCUAUGGCUAAUUACCAUGACUGUAUGACUCACUAUUUCACUUAGUGGCUUCUUGGAUACAAGGAGGUUAUUUCCCUGUUUAUUAAAUGACUCAAAUUUGAAAACCAUUGUGGGAUUCAUUGUUGAAAGAAAUUAGCAUUUAGAUUUUUUUUUUCUGUUUUCUCUUUUACUUAUGCAACUAAUGCCACUGGAAAACGAUUUUAUUUUGAAAAUAUACACACAACAAUUACAUCCUUAUUAUCAAUUAUUAAGAUUUUGACUCACUUGAGAAGCAGAAUGACAUGAUGUUUAGUUUUGUAUGUCAUCUUCAUUUGUGUUAAUGGACUCUAAAAACCUGUGGACGUCGAUUUUUCUGUCUACAAAGCCAUCUGGGCCCCAGGCACCAUUCACACACACUCACAUGCUGUAUAGGCUGUGGUGAAUCACUUGGGAUGUGCAGUAACAUGUUUGUCAACAAGAAGGCAGAAUGACUUGGAUAAUUGAUGUGCUAAACCAAAAGGAUGGAUGGAUUUGGGCCCGUAAAGAGCACAAGAGGCAGCACUGUGACAAAUUCCUCUCUGAACACUUGGGUUAGGAAGACGACCUAAUUGUGUAACUUGGCACUCGAGGCAUGGCUGAGAUGGAGAUGGAUUGGGGGUGGAAAUGGGGGGAGAGGUGGGUGAGAAGUAUGUGUGUGUGUGUAGGGAUAUGUAAGUGUUUUGACAUCAGCAGCAGCUUAAAUCUUCUCUGGCGGUGUGACGGCUCGUCAGUUUAGGUCAGAACCGACGCUGUUGGGUGGAGGGCUUACUUAUGUCCUUUGAAGAGACUUUCUUUGGGGAUUAAACGAAAGUUGAACAAAUAAACACUCAAAGGUCGAGAGUUUAUCGGCUUUGUCGGAAGGCUUUCUCACAGCUCUUGUGUUGAGUUAGAGACGAGGACUGAAAGGUUAUUAUUGGGUAAACUUCACCCUCUUUAAAUCUGAUAGCUGAUACAAAUUUUGCAGUCUUUUGUUGAAGAAGUGAAGUGCAGGUUGGUUUAAUUAUCUUUUAAUCUAUAUGCAUUGUUUAAGAAUUCCUGUAUGUGUGUAUCAGUGUGUUUCUGCAGCUUGUAAGUGAGACUGGAUGAUGCUUGAUUAUUACAGUGAUUACUAAAAAUGUCAAUCAUCCCAGAGACAGAGAAGGGGCAAAGAGAGGAACGAAAGUGAAAAAGAGAAAAGACAGGUGUGAUGAAAGGUGGGAGGAAGAAGGAGACAGACAGAGAAACAUAAAGUGUAGCAUCACAAACAAGAACCAGACUAAAAUGUUGCCUGUCAUCAUCCGGUGUUAGAUGAAGGAUUUCUGAGGAAGAAGCACUGAUGCAAACGCAAAUACGUCUCCAGAUAUUUCCAACAACUUUUAAGACUUCAUCUCAUCCUCUCUUUCAUCUGCUUAAAACCUGUUAAAACACCGCCUUCUUGCUUAUUUUCUCCCUGAAAACAGAUCAGUAAUUUCACAGGGUGUUAUAACAAAAAAACUUAAAAUUUGCAAAUUUUCGGUCUGUAAAUACCAGAAAGUAAUUAAAAUAAAUUAAAAGAGCUUUGCCAGGCCUCAGACUCAAGAACCGAAGGAUACUGUAUUCAGAGCCCUAACAAAUACUCCAUUAGCAGCAUGAUUAUGAAAAGACAUGAUUUAUUACCCUUUUUAAAAACUAAUCAAAUGGUAUCAACCGUCUUUGAGCAAAAAUGCAGGAAAAUAGCCUGAUUUGGCUUGUUAAAAGUAUUGAUUUGCUGCCAAAGUUAAUGGUAAAUAGCUAUUUUGGUGUAACAUUUUAAACCACUUUAAUAAGAAAUGAAAUAUUCUUAGUUGCAGCUUUAAUUCAGCCUAGUCUUUCUGGAUGGAAACAGUUAAUAUUUGCAUUUUGAAAUCAGGAGCCAGAAUAUUUUUUGCAGUCUUCUCAUAAAAAAAAAAAAAAAAUCAGAACAGACUUAAAAGAGAUUAAACGUAAGCAAAAGAUAAAAGGGAGAGAAGUGCUGGGCAGAAAGAAGCUGUGUGUGUGCCAGGCCGAUGCUGCAGCAACAACAUCACAUCCAGCUCUGCAAGCCUGAGCCAUGGCAGCUUUCACACAUGCACACACACACACACACACACACUGUGUGUAUGUAGCCUCGACUGGCCUAUAUGCCCUCCACCAUCUUCUCUGGUCCGACCCACAUCACUGCAGACACACAAACGUACACUCACAGACGUGUGCAACCUCAGCCAUGCAGCGACAUGACAACAGCUAAUGAAGCGUGGCAGGGAGCUAGCAAGCUAACUAGCCGACCUGCCCUGCCUGUCUGGCUUUCUGGCCUCCAUUAUCCCCCCUCCCCAGCCCCCCUCCUAUGUAUGGAAAGUAAAAGAUCAUUGCCUCUACUUUCUCUCCUGCCUCCCUUUUCUCUUCUUUUUCACCUAUUUUCUCCAUUUAGGAAUGGAGGAGAGAGAUAUCUCAUGUAUGUUUUCUCCCUUGUUCCUCAAUGCUGUGUCAAUGGUAAAUAUUAGCAGAUGUGGGUCUAUGUGUUGUCAAAACUUAAGUGAAAAUUUUCAAGCUUUGCAAACAAGCUUAACCCGUCAGAAUAGCAGUACUUUCCCGCUCCUUACUUGCAGAAAUACCCUGUGAAUUUCCACCCUGCCCAAUAAAAUGCUGAGUUGUUAAUCAGUAACAAGAAUCACUGAGUCAAACCCGCAGCAGUCGGGAACAAGACACCUCACAAGUAGCUUGUCUAAUACAGUUGCCAUAGCAAUACCCUCAAGGAGUUGGUCAUGUGAUCCAGACCCAGGCACCUGAUCUUCUUCAAGUGACAUGGCGGUGUUUUGGUUUCAGGUAGUGUCAUGUAGGGUUAAAGGUCUCACUGCAGCACCAGCAGAUGUAAAGUCACGGUGUAGAUCAGAGAGGGAGUUGUUCAUGUUUUAGGGGGAGAUUGUUUUUUUGUUUGUUUUUUUGGUCAUUUGAAGAUGAAAGGGCAUUUGUCAAGUCGCUCAAAAGUUGCAUUGCGUUAAAAAAAUGAAUGAAAAAUGGGGGGUGUUCCCUUUAAAAUUGACAUCACUGUCCAUUUCUACUAUUGCAUCUGUAACGGCUACAAAAAGGCCGGAUCCGCCAGUCAGCUGGUCGUAACCAUUCAAGUUAAUGUGUCAAUUUCCACUGGCUUCUUUCCAUUCCACUGCAGAUCCUGGACUCCUCAACUGAUCGCAAGAGUUCUGUUUUUUCUGGACGCAGGAGCAUGCCAGAUAAAUUCAGCACAGAUUAACCCGUUGCUGGAAAGGGAGUUUGGCACAGACACAAAAUAAAACAUCUGAUCAGACAGCAUUUCAUUCAGAUGACACCAUGGACGAGAGGAUGCUGAUUUUAUAAGUCUAGAAGUAGAUUUCCUCCUCUGGAAGAACACAAUCUACUGUUCAAAUGGUUAGCCCCUGUGGCUAAGAGACAACUUGUUAUCGCACGAUUGCACGUGAAUCCGCGGGUUCUCGUGAGUUCUCGCAAUUCCUGUAUUGGCAUACGGUGAAAAUCGCUGCCAUUCCGUAUCAGAGCCAUUCUGGAUGCGGUGGAAAUCCCGGGUAACUGUUGUUGAAUUUUAAGUGCUGUCUGGUGGGCAUGCUAUCUUAGCCAUCGUAGCUUUUGGAUGGCAAGUCGUUGAUGACGCAGAGAGGAGGUCUAUCAGUAUUUUGUUAAUGGUAUACUGUGAAGUAUACAGUGUGCAGGACAGGCUGUUUGAGUUUGUUGUAAUGUUGUACGUUUGUACGUGCAUUUUGUCGUGGCACAUGUUCACUAGCUUAGUUUAACUUGUUAGCAUCCUUAAAGCAAAAACAGUAAAGGGGAAGGAGAGAACAUUAUUGCUGAAAAGCCAAGGGACCACCAGCAUAUUUGUUUUGUUUUUUUACCCUCCAAUUUUUGAAAAAUAACCAAAAUAAUUCAUGUGAUUGCAAAUAUACUUCAGUCUUCACCGGCUCUGUUGAUGCAGACCAAUGUUACCCUCAUUUCUUAAUGGAUAUGAAUCAGCAAAAGUUGCCUGCUGGUUGUAGGACCGCUUUUUUUAGCCUCAAUUGUCAUUUUUUAGGUUGCAUGAAAAUGAUUUCUAUGACAUGGUACAACUUGGCUCUACUUCUACUGAUUGUCCUCAUCGGUAAACAUAUACUUUUGGUUUAACACUUCUCCACUCUAAGAUUGUACAUUGGUUUUGACAAAAGCUUUGUAUGAUUUAUCACUUAGUUACAUAACUUUGAGGUAAACAAAAGUAAAAAGGUAUUUUAUCACCCCUUCUUUUAUUCUAUAUCAUGAGCCUUGGAUUCCUCUUGUUUUGGUUUUUGUAUUCCAGUGUCCAGUACCCUUAGUCCCUGUUGACUUGGUUUGUUUACAUUCCCAGCACUCCAGUCUUUCCCGCAUAGCUGGAGUUAUGUCAGAUCGCUCACUUACUCCUCUCUCUGUCUCUUUAACUCCUUCAUCUCUCCUUCUUCUUCUUCUGUUGUCGUUCUCUCAUCUUAUCCUUCUGUCAUCUGGUGUUUGCUUUCAUUCAACAGGUUUUGAGUUUCUUUGUUGUAACCAGAUCUCAUGCAGUUCGGCCGAAUAAUUAAUGACAACAUUUAUUGUUGUUACAGAGCCCCUGUAGAAGAGUUAUGCAACCCAUCCUGGUAUUUUUUAUUUCCCUCUACACGCUGUAUUUGCAGUAUCGAAAGGGAAACUGUUUUUGUUUUAAUGUGUUAUGAAUGAAUAAAUGAGCUGCUCUAAUUUUCCUCUACUACAAACAUGUGCUGUUAGGUAACAAUAACAAUCAUACUCGAGGUCCAUAAAGUGGCUCACUCUGUUAGUAUGUUGUUAGCCACCUACUGUGCAGGAGGAGCUCAUUGGUUUUAAUAAGCAAUCCUAACAACACUAAUAAUAGACUGUAUUCCCAUUAUGCAACAAGAAUAGAGGUAAAAUAUUCUCCUUUAGCUCCCCUGUCCUACUGUACAAUGCCUUUAACUGCAGUGUGGAUUGUUAGCAUACAGCUAGCGCCUUUACCUCUCAUUAUUUUAUAAUUAUCUACUGCUUUGACACUGUUUAAAUUAAGCUCACCAGAAAUAUAGGAAGGAGAGGGAAUUUAAGGGGUCUUUUUUUUCGAAGGAGAAAGAGCAGAGGACUGUGGUACAGCGACGGCCCUGAAAGAGGGAGAGAGAUGAAGCCACAGAGGAAUUGAGAAAGAGAGGAUAAAGCCGACCGAAGAAUGCUUGAGAGAGAGAGAGAGAAAGAGAGCAAUUGAGAUAGAGACAUAGAGGGUAGAGAACAGGAAAGGACAGCAGAAACCUCUGGAGAGAGGCGAUGGAGACGGCUGGGGAGCCUCGGAUAGACAGAUAAAAAAAGAGAGAGAGGGGGAAGAUGGAGGGAGAAGAUAGAUGUUUCUCUGCAGACUUGCGCAGUGUGUUGGGUAAUGCUAGGUCACUGGGAGACUAAUCUCUACUGAUGCUGCAGUGUUGAAGCAGAGGAAUGAUAAUGGCCCGUUUGUGUUUGUUUCUGCAGCUCUGCAUAUGCAUCUGCGUAGAAAAGAUAGCAUGUUUGCACAUAAAGGUACCACUUUUUUGUCCUCCCACACACACACAUAAACAAACACAUAAACAUGUCCAUGCUUGCACGUAUAACCUCUCAUCAUCACCUUCUGCUCUGCAGGACUGAGUCACUUGUCUGCUGUUUAACUCAGAACAAUAUUCCUCUGUUGUGUCUCUGAGAAAACUGUGCAGUUGUUUGUUGUGUGUCCUCCUGCUGCUGUAUGGUCAUAGAUGUUCCUUCUUGUUGUUGUUCAGACUUAAGAGGGAGGGGCCUCUCAAGCUCUGGACCCCUGAAACACUUCCAGAUUGUCAGUGUGCCAACUUUUGCUCAGCUCACACCCAGGAGUCUGGUUUCACAUCAAAAGAGUGGUGGUACGAACAAUAACGGUGUGUGUCGCCCUGGUGCUGCUGGCACACACUGCCGGGCUCGGUUUUGUGAUCAUGGGUCUUAAAUACUCUCCUUCUCCUCACUGUAAAAAAGUCUGCCCUAAAGGCAAAGGCACAGUGUGCAGAGAUUAUGGUGGCACUGUUGUGAUCCGACUAACAAUUAUGGUUUCACUUUUAUAACGGUUAAUGUGUGCUUAUUAAUUUCGAGAAAUUUAUCACUACCUUUUGAAAGAGAGACAACACGAUCACAAAUUCUUACCAAAAUAAGAAAGUUUAACAAAAAUUCUAUUUCUCUCUCAUUAUUUGGAAACAUGGUGGAAAAAAAUCUGUUAGUUUUAAUCCCUACCAGCCCAGCGAUCCUCAUGGAACUUGCCAUCAAAGUUAUAAACUCAUUUAGUAUCUGUUACCUCUGGCUCUAGAACUGGGUGCUAAUCCUGCAGAUGCUACAUGAAGUUUGAUGUGCUCAACCCUUUAGCCACAGAUUCACAAACUUAUAUUAAGAUUAUUGUUUGUUUUUUUGCUUUUUUCUAAUUAAUAGGAUAGUAGAUAGUAGAGGAAACUCGAAGACGACAGUGGGGGGAUCUUACAGGACCAGGACGGCCUUAUUCAAGGUCUAUAAUUUUACACAAUUAAACUACUGUCACAUUACACAUUUUUCAAUUUCUGUCUUCAAAAUGAGGUUUAUUAAAUUAUUAUGAAUCAUGCUACCUUCAUGUAAUGUACAUAAGAAGGAAAUCUAUAAACUGGCUAAAGGCUUGAAGAUUGAAACAGAUGAAUUCAGUCCUACAACAGCUAGCAGGUAGGGAUGGGCGAUAAAUUAUCGUUCACGACAUAUCGUCAGAAAAAUGAUAAAUAUUGACAUCUCAUGAUAAAUAUGAUAAAUCCAAGUUGAUGGCUUAAGCUUGGGUGACAGUCGCGCAGCCAUAGCCCACACAAAGCAGAAUAACAAACAAACAUGGCUGAAGGUAAUGAAGAAGACGUUUCUGAGCAGCUCGUUAGUGAACGAGGCUCCACAUGAGGGAUUUUUUUCAAGACUGGGGUUUAGACGGUCAGGUCUGCCUGACAUCGGACAGCGGAUCUGUUCACUCUGUGCAAUAAGAGUUUUCAACAAAUGUUGAGAAUGUUUUCACAUUUGAGACUUGUUUAAUGUCGUUAGUUUUCUCCAAAAUCUAUCACUCAAACUUGUGGUUAAGUAUCUUAUUUGACUUCUCCAACUGGUGUUCUCAAGACAAAAUUAGUCCAAAAUAUAGACUGGAAUUACCAUAUUUUUUAUUGUUAUCGCCAGAAUGGCAAGUCUUAUCGUGAUAAUAUUUUUAGCCCAUAUCGCCCAUCUCUACUAGCAGGUACUUAUUGGUGGAUAGAGAGCUUCUCCUCAGAAAUAAACAUUGAUGAACCCAAAAACAAGUAAACGUCUUUUAAACUGAGGUGUUUUAUAGCUCAUACUGGGAGAUUUAUAUACUCAAAUAUCAUCCCCCUUUUUUAUAACAGGCUUUAUAUACCACAUGGGCUUGAGACUGGAGGCCCCAGAUUUACUGGGUCCUACCAGCAGCAUGUGAAGCUUUGACUCCAGACACACAGGCAUGUUAAUGAGUUGACAUUUAGAUCAUAUUAUAAAGUAUUUUUAGGAGCAGCUUUGCCUGGAAGCUUAGCCGACAUUAGAUGACUUUCCAAAGUGUUCACAAUGUAUUUUAGGUGGCUUGUCUGUUUAAAUGGUCUUUGAUGGAGAGGUGUUAAUGUGCUGUGGGUGUUGCAUUUCAGAUCUGUAUGUGAGGUAUUAUGUUUAUGUCGGUACAUAAUAUAUGCAUCUAGGCCUGUGCUACAGUAAGCAUCAGUGCCAAAACGCUUCCACACUCCUAACUCAAUCAGGCAUUGAGAUGCAUCCUUCGCAGGUGGGUGUCACAGUCCCACGUGGCUUCUGCUGGAAUUCAGGGCAGGGUUAGUCUUGUCCCUCUACAGCUGUGUCCAAGAGUCUGUGGCGAGAGCAGGAGCUUCUCUGGUCUCAGUCCAUCUGUUUAUCUCUCCUUUUUCAUACCUGAUGGAUUUAAGCUCGUCUCUGAGCACCAAGAAGAAAUGGGGUCUUGCCUUAUGUGUGCUCCGCCUGCGACACAGAGCCCUGCGAAACAGGUAGAUGGGUAAGACCACUGAAGUAAAACCCCAGGGGUGUUUGGUGGGUUGGCAGGAAUAACAAGGGGAGUUCAAGAUAGUAAGUUUUGGAUGGAACUUGUGCACCUAAAGUUGAAGGUUAUGGUUUGUGUCUUGUCUUGACUUUUUGUUGAAGAGUCGGGGUCUUAAAGGUCUCAUGUUAAGAAAACAGCUGAUAUGUAUUAUUUGAUGGAAAAAGACUUUUCUAUUCAGUUUACCCAUGUUUCUGUGUAUUUUCUAGACCUAUAUGAAUACACACCUGAUGUUGCAGUACCACAUGUUGUAGAGUGUAGCUAACACUUAAAGUUGGACUCACAAAACUACAAAUAAAGAGAUCAUUUUUGGGGAUGAAGUCAUUUUUUAGAGAAAUUUAUAGGUUUCAUUUGAUUUUUUUUUACCUUGCCUGGGGCACAGCAUAAUUAUAAAACAGCCUCAUUGAUCACCGUCAUCCACAGCUCUGCCUCAGUUAUUGCUUUUCUUCACAAAUGUGUAAUCAAUGACUUCUUUUGAGUCUUCUUGUGUAGCUUUCGACUUAGAGUGACACCCUCUAUGAGAUGAAUUGUUCGAUGUCUAUUAGAACAUAAAGGAUAUUGGCAAUGUGUGGGUAGCAGCUGUCAUACUGUGCAAAAAGUAUGUAUUUAAAAAAGAGGCAUAAAUUAGCUGAUAUUUUUGACCUUGACCAUGCUCUGUUUCCAAACCCUGACCAACUGGUUUGCUUUGGGCUCCACCUGACUGGUAAUGGUUCAGGAAUAGAUGGUUGGGACUAAAAUGGCACAGCGUCGACCUGUCAUGACAAAUGCAGCAAAGAACUUUGUCUCAAGAGGUCCUGCAUGUGUCUUUGCCACAGUGCAGGUUUUUUUCAGUGUAUGUAAUCUGAGAGGAAUCCACACAGACGACGUGUUUUUUGCUUAUUUUUCUGUUUGUAGCUAAAGAGAUUGACACCUGGUGCAAAAAAUCGAUUUUCAUUCUAAAAUGUAAGCUGGAACGCCUGUUGAUUGAAAAGAGAUCAAAAUAAAUCUGAGUUGACUCGAGAAAAGUGUGACGAGGAUUGCAUAUCGUGGCCCCAAAUCUGUGAAUUAACAAGAAAAUAAGGAAAUAAAAGGCGGUAAAUUGAUCACCGACCGUAUUUUAAUCAGAUUGAAAAACAACAACCUGACUGAGGUCUAGACUGCAGAGGUGAAGCACUUGUGUUUGUCUCGUCAUGUUUUAUGACUUACAUAGUUGACUCAGUUAGAGAGUGAAAACACUAUAAUUGGCUGCUGUCUUUAAAAUUGAUUUGCAGGCUUUACUGUUUUGCAUGAUGCCGUUUUGGAGCACAUGAAAACAUUCCUUACCUGCAGUUUCUUUUUAGAAUCAGAUAACCGACCUUUGAAGGAAGAAGAAACCAGUUCUUCCACUUUAGAAAAGCGAGUUUGAAAAUAUUGAAAGCUUUUUCAUGUUGCUUUACUUUUGCAUUGCUGUGUACACAUGUGACCGAGGACACUUACUUUGGAGUAGACCACACUCAUAAAAGCAUUGUGGUUUCAACCCAGGCAAAUAAUAGCUUUCUAUUUGCAUUCUCACGGCCAGAAUCGGCCAAACCAGUUCAGCUGUGAUGACCAAUUGUUUUGUUUUGUAACAGCCGCGCUCUCUGAGACACAUCAAAACAGCUCUUUAAACCUCACAACCUUUGAGUUUCAGCUCUUCAAAGGCUUUCAAAGUUUUACAUGUGAUAAAAAGAAAAAAAAAUUAAGACCUUUGACUUUUGGUACAAGAAAUUUAACCCAAAUUAUAAUUUCUGGACACAUGCAUGGAAAAAUAUCCUGUCUCCAAGGCCCCCCUCUAGAUUCAUAUGUCUAUAUUCCACUGCUAUAUUUAUAUCUUUCAUUAGGGAUGGCUUUCACUUUGAUUGGCGGGGAUUAAUAAGUCUAAUUUAGAGCCUGUGUCUGAAAACUAAUAAAGUUGUGUUACUUUACAGGAGGAUUGUUGUUACCUACAGCUCUAGAAAAGGGUUUAGCUUUCAGUGAGGCCCCAUGGGAAUAAAGGCAAUGCAAAGGCAGUAAAGCUGAUAAUUUAUCAUCUUAAACCAGGGAAAACUUGUUCCUCUCUGUUGCUUCUCAUGACUCCUAGUUCUAGCUUAACACAGAGCCUUUUUUUUAAAGCCCCUUUUUCACUGCAAAGUACAAAUAAAACACCUUUUUAAAUGGAAGUGUCAAUUCUGACUACAGGACUAUUUAUUAAACAUGGCUUUACACAGGGUCACAGACAGUACGUUUACAUGACACUUUAGAAAACCAAAUUAUUGCCUUACUCUGAUUAAGACCAGGCAACUGAAGUGCAUGGAAACACCUUAGACUGACUAUAAUCGGCGUUUGAGAACUCGGAUUAAGACACCCAGAUAAUGCGAUUGAAAUUCGAUUUUCUCUACCCUGUAACCAGCGUAGUCAAAGUAUGAUAGGACAAUACAUGUGCGAGUGCGCCACGCCCCCAUAACCCCAGAACAAAAACACUGGAGAAGAGGAGUAGCGUGUAAUUGCAGAAAAAGUAGCGAGUACAUCAUGUACGACAAAAACAACAACAUCUUCUUGCUCAAAAAUGCCCAGCAGCAGUUGUAGCCACCUCUGACGUCUGGCACAGACUUUCUCUUGUUGUUGACGGUUGUAUGGGGUCGGAAACAGCACCGCUGAAAGGACCCAUAUCGCCCCCUAGUUUUGGGGAGGAGGACAUGUUCAAGUCAAUAAGUCGAUUUUCUCUUCUGAGAGAAGUCAGAUUCAGCAGAAAAAAAUGCAUUAUGAGCUUAGUCCGACUAAGCUGUGCAUGUAAACGCACUGAGAGUCUGUAUGUAGAUCUUUCAGCUUGGAUUGAUGCUGAUGCUAAAGCUAACAGAGCUAGCACUCCUUGUCUUUGGCACUAGCUCCAGGUUAAUGCCCACAUGUCUGUGUUAUAGCAGAGUCAGCCAGACUCAGCCUACAUACAACUUUAUCUCCUUUUCAAGUUCAAUAUCUUGAACUGUAUUGCUGUCGUCAGCUGCUUUUGAGUCUGUUCUCACACUGCUUCAAAGACAAUGUAUGUUUUGUAUAAAGAUAAUGCUAUAUGCUGAGGUGAUAAAGACGGCUUUGUUUACCUCACUUCCUGUUCUGUGAGAAUCUGUAUGUGGUUUUUGUCGAGCAUCACAGAUGGUGGAAACACUCUUGUCACAUGUUGAAUUAAAAAAAGAAAUCCCUCUCCUUCUCUUUCUCUUUCUCUCUCUCUCUCGAAGUGUGGUGACAGUACAUCUGAAUUAACAUGUCACACACUUAUAUGCGCAGGGCUUCUCAUGAGGCUGUGCUGUGACUGAGCGUGGGCGGAUGUAACCUCCUCAAUACCAGGCUUUGUGGCGGGCUGACGUCAUCGGAAUGUAUAAAUACAGAAUGCAGAGAAUGAGUGCACUAUAUGGAGAAUGUAAAGUGCACUGCACAAUGAAAGAUACAGCAGAUACCCAUCGGCUCCAUAAGCGAAUCAUGUUGUUAGAUGUUUCAGUACCAAGCUGAAUACACCGUGAACAACAGGCUAAUGGAUAUUUUUCCCACAGAGCACAGCAAGCACACGAUGCACGCAGACACACAUGGAUACGUACAUGGUUUUCGAGUGUUUUUGUGGGUGUGAGUUUUCAAUUUUAUACUCAAGGGACAGAAAUGUGCUUGUCCUUCUGGGUAUGCAGCCAUGUCACUUGACUUCCCCCUUGCCUCGGGGUGUUGUGUGUCUGUGUUUUGCGCAAACAUGCCCACAUAUGUCAACCCACCAGCUUCAUAAAGCUCCUGCUUUGCAAUGCAAAUUUGACCGGUUUUAUCACAAGGGAUUUCCAUGCAGUCACAGAUGGGUGUUGCAGGUUUAUUUUUGAUGCACCGACAUUUCUGUAUUUGUGUAAUUGCAUGGAUUCUGCUUAUUAGCCUGUUGUCGCCCAUCGUCUUUAAGUGUGUUUGUAUUUGUGCAGUUUAGCCUCUGCUUUGUGUAUCCACGGUAGAGUUUAGUCAAUGCUGCGUGGCGUGUGGUCCUGUGUCCAUCGGCUGCCUGUGGGAAAUUUCAGCAACAGUCGAUUCAGGCUGUAUAGAUUUGUGUGGCCUGAACCCCGCUGCACAAAGCACGCUCUUUGAUGUCUCCUGUGUCUAUUCAUUACAACAGAAAAGAGGCAUUUUGCCUUUUCUCUGUUGUGAGAAACGCAGGGUGUGCGAUGACAUUUUGACAGAAUGCAUUCCUCAUAAUAAAUCACAUACUUAUUCCUACUAGAUGCAUUGAUUCCUUGUGUUGCAGCGCGCACAUGUUGUAUUUUCUAAGAGCGAGUGGAAGCACCCAGACUAUGAGACUCCUCUGCAGAUCUCUGUGAAAGAAACUUGAUUCCUGCAGCAGCACUUGAUUCCACUCCAGACCAAAUCCUAUCAUGAAGAGUAACCACAUAAAUUAAAAGAAUUACUCUACCUGCAUGAAAAAUAAACCAAGUUUUGUGCAAGUGCAAUCUCCAGAGGGCGUUAUAAUUUAUCACCUAAUUUAAUAAUGGUAACACAUUUCUAUUGAUUUAUGCUCACAGGAACAUGAGGCGUUUAACAAUUUUCCUGUCCUCUCCGUCAUCCCACUGAGCAUUUUUUGGUCUAAAAGAGGUCUGAUAGACGUCUACAUGUAGCCUAGACGACUGGUCUGAAAUCAGGCAACAAAAGGUCUUAAAAUGAACGUUUUUUUAGACGUCUAAAUUUGACCAAGUUUAGACUAGCCGGCUAACAGAGGUCUAACUGUAUAUUGCUCAACAGCUAUCAUUAUUAUGUAGGUUAAGAACUUGGAGAUCAGUAUUGCAACUCACAGUUGCUUUUUGAAAUAAAUACUUAUCGAAUAACGGGUUAAAGUGCAACGUCUAAAUUCUGUCUAAAGAUCCUUUCACACCGGGACCAUUUUUUACGUGCGAUUAUUUCAGACGUCAAUAUUUUUUUUCAAUCCUGUCAAUACAAGCAUUUACAUCAGCAACGUUUCGCAUACUGUGUGUCCACUUCUAACCAAUCAGAUUGCGUGUUGUUGCGACGUCAGAUUAACCGGUAUAUCCAACAUGGCAGACCAGCUGAUUGUUUACGUGUCGGAGAACAGAGUGCUUUUUGAUAAAAGACACAAAUAUUACAAAGAUAACGACCUGAAGGACAAUUUGUGGAGAGUCAUAGCGUCGGAUUUCUCAUAUGAUGAUGGUUUGUGUGCUUUAACAGUUUGCUAAACGUCUUUGUUUUAACUUUCAUCUGUGCUAAGUAACUUAAGCUCGUAAGCUAACCUGUUCAGAUACAACAUACCAUAUGUAUUUUCAAUGUCUCAAACUCAAUCGCGUUGCUGUUACAGCGCCAUUAGAUCUUGGUUGUUACCUUAUGUUUACGGAUUAUAGUUUAAUGUGCUUAUCUGGUACUGGCCCCGUCUCAGUACAUGCUAUCAUGACAGACAGACAUCUCAACACUAGUGUGUAAUCAGAACUGAAAAACAGUCAGUCUGCUGUUGUGUUAGUCUUCUCGCUUCCACCUGGGACGCAUCACAAAAUCUCAUCGGGCUUGAUUUGUAUAGUCAGGCACAUCAAAAUUCUCCUCCAAAUAUUUCCUAAUUUCACAUUCUAUAUUCGCGUCGGACCCGGUGUGUAAGGUCCUUAAGGAUAUACAGAAUCUAGACAGUUGAAAUUAAGUCUUAAAAAAAACUAGAUGUCUAAUAGCCGUCUAUUGCUCAGUGGGAUAGAAACACAUGGAAUCAUCAGAAUCAUCAGAAAAUUACACUAUGUCUCUUUCGUAUUUUACUUUUUUAGCUCAUAAUUCUCUAGACCUCCUGACUCAGUGUCGUUGACACAUGAGGUGAAAGAGGAGUCAUGUGGAGACAGCGACUCCGACGUCCUCCGCUCAUUUCAUUCAGAACAACAACAUUCCUGCACGACUUCUCUGCUCAUUUUGUGGCGCACCUGAAUUGUGGAGAGGCUCUCGCCGAGCUUGAAGGGCUGGAUGGUAUUCAAAACACCAGAGAGAUCAAAGGUUGAAAGCUUUCGCUGCUUUCUGGUCUGUCAGAGUGACAGGACACUCCAUGUAUAAGAAGAUAAAGAACUCCUUUACAUUACUGAUGCAGAGUCUGUGUUUUUGUGCGCUGUGAGGUCAGUGUUACUGGUCUGUAUUGACUGGGAGCUCUGGGACUUUUUCAAACUAUGCUGACACUGAAGUGAAUCAUCUGUAUCCAAAGAUUUAGAGGAGGAGAUUUGAAACUGCAAACUUACCAGGAAAUCUGUGCAAUUGUAGAUGUUUAGAAAUGGACAUGUUAAGCAAAAACACUUUUUCUAGGGUGGGUGGGGGGACUUUGGCCCUCAUUAGAUAGGGAGAGACAGGAAAUGUGGGGAGAGAGUGAAGGAUUACAUCCACCAUAUCCUGUCAGGACCAGGAAUUUUGAUCCUACCAGUGAGACCACUGCCACACUCACUGUAGUGUCUGUACAUGGGAUUUGCUCCAACUGCUGAGCUAUACUGGAGUUUCAGAAAAAUACAGUCUGAUAGAAAAUUAAGACUCUUCCUCCACAAUCAUCAAAACUCUUUCUGUUACACAAAGACAUGGGUCAUCUGAUCUUCUAGCCUCUCUCUUAUUAUUCAAUGUGUUUCUUUUGCUGUUAUCAGGUUUGUUAUACUUUUAGGAAGAGUUAAAUAUUGCAUGAACUAAACUAACUAUAAAUAAUGAGUUAGUAUUGAUAGCAUUAUCAGCCAUGUUUAGCAAUUCUGACCAUUUUACCAUUGAUUCCUUAAAAACCCAUUUAAAACACAUAACUGACUAAGACAACCAUGUAUAAUAUAUUUAAACGUGUAUAGAAAGAUUAUUAAUUUACAGUAUUUUUAAUUAUUUUUCUUACUUAAUGAUUUCUGGAUAUAAACACAAAAGUCUCUUGUUGAAAAAUAUAACUAAGCCAUUUUUUUCCAUCUCUAUCCAUUUGAUCAAUUUUUCUCUUAAGUUAAGCAAUUGUGAUUUUAAUUUGUUAGUAUUAUAACAUUAUUGUAUUUUGUUAAAUACGAAAAAUAAACAAAUACAACAGCAAUAACACAAUGUGAUAUCAGCAUUGUAUAGAUGCCAUAGACUGACUUUCUCUCUUAUCAACAAUAUCAGCAAACUGUAACCUGAACGUUGAAAUAUUCAAAAAUCAUUACUUAUCCCUGGAUUUUGCUUGUCUUGAGUAAAGAAUCAAGCCAAGCAUCUGGAUGUAAUCUGAGUUCACUCCAGCAGCAGCCCAGCUUGCAGCCCCUCCUGGCGCCCAGUGUAGAAUCGUACAGUAUGGGAGGUGUAGGAACUGUUUAAUUGGUUUAGCUCUUCAGCCAAUGGAAAAGCCGGCUUCAUCGGCUACAUUGGAGGCACGACCAGUUCUUUGGUUCCUAUCAAAGAGCACCUCUAAUAGCAGCUUAUGCAAUGAAAAAGACUAAAUUGCAUGUAAUUUCAGCGCAACACUAUCGAUGUUAGAUUUUAUAUUUGGAAUAAAAGUUUUGUCCCUGAGCAGCUCUGUGCUGACAUUUGCUCAGAGUAGUUAGAUACUGUAAAAACAGUUUUUACAAAAGUGUUAAACUUUUCACAGUUGCAUAAUUUAAUAAGAGUCCAAAAAUGUCUCCAGUGAUGCCAGCUGAGUCGUUGUCCAGUUUUCAAGUUGAAUAACUGCAGCUACGUUUGCAGCAACAAACACAUUUGUCUCUUUGACUUAACGCUUUGAAGUUGAGUUGCAUUGUGGGUAAUGUAGGAGCCGGUUUUUGUAGCGGUGGAAUGUAAGGAAGUUUUAGUUUAUAGUUUUAUAAGCUGAGUCCACAGUGUGAUCGUUGUGAUUACACUUUCUCGCCUUGUUCCUGUACGUCUUUGACUCUGUGUGGAGCUGGUAGAAACAGCGAAAUGGAGGCCAGAGGAAUGGUGCUGUCCAAGUUUCACAUUCUAAGUGUCUAUAAUUUAUAGGGAUCCAGCAUUGCACCUUAUGCUAAUGUAUGGAAUUGAUGUCUGGUGGUAGGAACCAACACUCAGCUGAGCCAUAAUGUGCAUAGAGAGGUUAUACGGGGGCAGUGACAGCAGGCUGCAUCCUGAAAAUAGCGUUGAGAUCUCAGUUCUUCUCACAGACGGGAGAGGAGAGAAUGAGUCAGCUGUCCUGCCGACACAGGGCCAAGAUGGAAAGACGGAGAGAGUGAAAGAUUAACGAUGAAUCGAUCAGACGUAGAGAGACACCACCGCCAUGAAAAUGGAUAAGCAGAGCUGAAGGACAGCCACUGUCUGAAACCUACGCCUUAGCAUCCAGAGAGGAGGAUGAUGCUCUUGUUGCUAAGGAAUACCUGUUACCUUGGAGAUAACGAGACAUGUAAAAGCAUGAGUCAUCAAGUUUGAACCCGCGAGCGGUCAACUGUUUUAUACGGCGUCUCUGCGGUCCGGGUUGUGUUAGUAACGCUUUGUAAGUUCUUUGUCACUAACAGCAGGACACAGCAUGGAUGUCAAAGUCCCAGCAGGCAUGCGGAUUAAAUUAUUAGACCCAAUUAUUCUUAACACAGGGGGGAAACUGCAACAGUAAGUAAUAGAAGAAAUGCUUUAUGAAGAUGGGUGUAAGGUGCAAUUCUCCGUCACGUGUAAUUUUGGCAAAACUGCAGUAGAAAGUCCCAGACUGUUGUAAUGUUCAAAGAACGGUUAAAAAGACACUGACAGUUUUUAUUCUACACAGACGAAGAGACAGAGCCUUGAAUAAUGUGUCAUAAAAUGGGACAAAUGCUUGAAGACCCAGAUUCAUCAGAAGCAAAUGGGAAUAAACAAGCAAUUGUGGAAUUCUUUGAACUGGUUCAGGUCCUGGUUUUCGUUUAUUCAUACUGGCUGCAAAAGCUGCAGAAACAGGCCAGAAACACUUCAUAUAAAACGUAACACUUCAAAAUAUUGUGAAAAGUUUCGAGGCAUUUAGGUCAUCAAUAGACACGCUCCUGUAACUAUAGCAACUGAAUUUGUUUCAACUUUUUUAUCCUAAAGCGCAAUUUUCUGUGAGAUAUUGCUUCACAAAUACUGCUUUAGCCAGGGUUGUGUCCAGACUUUUUUUUAGUAGGGUGGCCAAUUUGGGACACAAAUCUUCUUUUUAUAGUGCAAUACCAUUAAUCAAAUCAUAUCAUAUAUUUUAAAAAGUCAGAAAGUAACUCAACAGAGUGGCAGCAUAUAUAUAUUUUUUUAUCAGACCUUUGUGCUCCAAGGACACUUUGAAGACUCACUCUUAAGAUCACCACAGAAAAUAUGCUUCAUUGCAAAGAAACGUAAAACAACAGAGCCAAGCAUAAAUCCAUCUCUGACAAGGUAAAUCAUCAAUCACUGCAACUGAUGAAACUGCUCGUAAGUAGGGCUGUAAUCAACCAAAGAAAUUCUUGGUCGACUAAAACCCUGAAAUUUUUGACCAAAAAUAGACUUCUUUUUCUGAAUGUGACGGUAAACACAAAAGUUUACAAUAUAAAUAUUCAGCAAACCACCGGACAUAGAUUAACGUGGACGCUCUCCAAUCUCUCUGUCUCCAGACGGUCUCCAGUUGGUUUGGCGAAUCCAAAAUGGUGAAAACAAGGGGGGUGUUCUGAGACCAGCUGUUACCUGUGAAACAGGGGUGCUCUGAAAACAACUCCAUUAGCACUUGGUACGUUGGUCGACUCAACAGGUACCGACCAAUAAGUUGACCAGUCGACAAGGACUCUAAAGCCCUACUAGUUAGCUUGUAGUCCUGGCUUACACAUGCUAUCGUCCACUCAAAGCCUGUUGUAAAGUACAAAACACAAACAACUAUAUUUCAAAGAUACAACAAUGUUCAAAUAUAGAAAACGAUGCAGGAAAAUCAAUGCUAGCAACGGUCUCCUUGCCAACUUCCACACUGAUAUCUGUGCACCUUUCUCAAGCUUGUACAGGUAGAUAUAUUUGUUACUGAGGAGUUCACAGCCAAAAAGAUUUCCAACUAAACCGUAAGGAGAAAAUAGUCAUGAUGACGGUAGAUUCUUGUGAUAUCCUUAACAGACCUGUAUUUUUUACCAGAACUACUCUUUGUUUCGAGGGGAACCCCUGAAUUUGUUUAACCUCUACGCUGCUAUUUCCAGUGCCAAUCCUCAAGUGAGUCAUUCCUAGCUAAAGCAGUUUACAGGCGGUUGUCAGAAGAGCAGAAAAAAUACUUUUGCACUUGUUAAAGACUCCAGUCUUGGUUCAUGUCUCCUCUUUAUGGGUUAAGUCAAAUGGUUGCAUGACAGGACUGGUUUUCAGGCGUUACUGACAGAGCCUGGAUUCAGCUCUCUGCUAAACCAACAAAACCUUCAAAAUAAAAGGUUUGAAUUGUAGUUUCAAACCUAAUUUCAGGAGUAAAUAUGUGUUUUUUAAUUUUCUUUCUUGUGCUAAUUUGCAGAUUUUAUUCUCAAAGCCUGAUCUCGCAGAUUAUGCUCAUCUGCCGGAAAUGUAACAAGGGUGCUUGAGAUGCCAUUGUUGGGUGUGGGAGAGGAGAGGCUGACAGUGGGCAGCAUGUGCUUGUGUAUAGAUGUGUAUGCUUCACACAUCUGACACACCGUUGGUGUAAGAAGCUGUCAGGGCACGCCUGCACACAAAACAAGAUGUUUGAGGAUGGAAAACUUCUGCAGUUUUUUACCUCUAAAAUACUAAGUCCCAGGCUAACAGAGUCCUGUCUCAGCCUGUGCUUUAUACUGGCAUGUAUUUAAAACAUGCAUCACUGCAGGACUGGGCAAUUCCACAGAGACGCACGACCUCAGCUUAUUUUCAGUGCGAGCAUAAAAACGCUGAAACACGCAGGACAUUCCUGAUGGGUCUCUCACACUGGCCUGAAGCAAGGUGAUCACUCUAACACAUGCAGAGACACACACUGGAUUCAUCAAACCACUGCAGUGAUGAUUCCAUCCUAUUUAAUUAACACGUCUCUUUUAUUAAACACACUCCAUGUUAGUUCUGGGUUCAUUUUGCCCAGCCGGUGGCUAAACCAGUAGCUGAUAUGUUUUUCAUGAUGAUAAGAACAGUCAGUGUCUGUUAGAGUCAUGACCAUAAAGCUAACUUCAGCAAACAUAUGCAAAAUGAAUGCACCCAGCUCUGAUGUGCUGAAACUGUGCCUCCUUUUAUUCUGCAUAGGGAAGGGUUUAGAUCAUUAAUAAGAGUCAGUCAAAAGCAAAUCGAAGUGUUCUCCUCAAGAGCAGAUGUUUGGAUAUAUUUUUUUUAAAUAUUUUAAUUUUAAAUAUGAUUAAAAACUAAGGAAGCGUGUUGAAUUCACCGGUUUGUUUUUCAGAGUUUUUUUCUUUUCUGUUUUUUUUUGGAAUUUUUACCUCUGCCAAGGAGGUUAUGUUUUCGGUAGCAAUGGUUUGUUUGUUUGUUUGUCUGUUAGCAACUUUACGGAGAAAGUAACAGACGGAUUGACCAGAGGUGCGUCUCAGCCCCAGGAGGAUCCCAUUAAAUUUUGGUGGUGAUCCGGACAAAAUUCUGGAUACUGUGAUCCAGAACACACAAAAAUAAGGGUGUCGUUGGAAUUUUCAAUGCGGAAAGAUAACCAAUGGGCGGCACAGUGGUGUAGAUAGGUGGCACAGUGGUGUAGUGGUUAGCAAUGUCGCCUCACAACCAGAAGGUCAUGGGUUUGGAUCCCGGUCAGCGCAUUUCUUGUUUAAGGGGGGACAUGAGCUUCUUGGCAGAGGUCUGCGCUCUCCGAGUGCUUUUCUAGUUUUGGUUUUGUUUUUUAGACUAAUUGUUUUUCCUAUUCUCUGGGAUCACGAUCAUUUAAAAACAGACGCUUAAUCCUCCUCUGCUUGAUUUAUUGGAAGCAAACAUGGCGCACUUGUUUGGUUUAAUCGGGUUUUAAGUCAGUUAGAUGGAAUCAUAAGUUUGUCUAUUUUGUGCAUGCACCUCAUUUGCAUACCCUAUGUUUAUCUAAUAACACACUUUACUCUCGUUGACCCCGUAGUCGAAGUUAUCUAGGUGCUGGACAAUAGGGUGAUUUGGAGCAGGCGCGGUCGUUGACGUUAUCUGAUUGUAUGAGAUUCUUGCAGGAUUUUGAGGUAUCUUAUUAAGUCAGGAAAAAAAAAGUCAGAAAAACAGAAGGACGGAAAAAAUAGUAUGAAAAACAAAAUAAAACUUUGUCCGAAAAAAAAACAGAAAAAGGGGAAAAAACAGUCAGAAAAACAAAAAGAAGAAAAACAUUUGUCCAAAAAAUAGCGAAGAAAAAAAAAACCUCAAAAACAGUUUUCCUUUUUUUUUUUUUUUUUAAUGAGUGCAAUAUGCUUCUGUAAAAAACCCUUUAAAAAUAAUUUAAAAAAAAGGAAGCUUUAAAUAUAGUGGCUGCAGUGCACAGGAGAGGCAGAUGGAGGGCCUUGAGAAGUAAAUUGAUUAUCCUAGUGUGCAAAUUAGAGCCAAUAAGGGGAGUAAAUUGAUUAUCACACCUUUAAACCAUAGGAGAGAACUAAUCACAGCUAAUUGGUUCUUAUGAAACCCAGUUUAUUCUGUUGGACCCCAGUGUGACAGAAGCAAUUCUGGAGCCACAGUGAGUCCAGCAUCUCUGGCAGCUAUAAACAACCUUCUGGGGACAGAUUGACAUAAUGGCGCAGGGAGGGAAUCCGGGAGGGCUCUCGUACACCAGGGCCAAAGGUCUUGACUUCUUUCAAUCUAUAUUGCUGUGAGGGGAACCGCAACAAUAGCCGGCGUAUAUUUACUGAGAUGUAGAGAAGUCAGGUCAAAACAUGCUUGUGUCUCACUCAUGUCAUCACAGCUGAGCAUUCAUAAUGAAAUUCAUCACUGUUGAAAGAACAUAUCGACUUCUCAGUUAUAGUUUGGUCAGUAUUAUUAAAAAUCUCAUUAGGUUCUAUUCUUAUCUGGUGACCCCCUUGUAGAGACCAUGACAAGGUAUCGUCGAUCUAUACUUUUCCCAUAAUCUAUAAAGUGAUAUGUAUCUUAGGGCUGGGCGAAAUGGGAAAAAGUUUAUCAUGACAUAUUUUUUUCAUAUCAGUGGAUAUCGAUUUAUAUCACGAUUUUAAAAAAGCAAUGUCUUUUGCAAUACAGUAAGCUACUGCAUCUGCGAGGGCUUUGUGUCUCUUUGAUGUUUUGUCGAAAGGUGUUGUGCUAGAGAAAACGGACUGAAUGAUCGGCUGUUUCAGCUGCACAGGCGCCGUGGGCUGCUUCGCACUUGUAAUCCUUUGCAUUGCGCGUGCUCUGCCCCGUGGCACUGCUUCAUGAUGAAAAAGAUUUGAGGUAUUCCUCUAUUUUGCGAGAACAUGUACUUCUUCUGCAGUGUGCAUUACUUCAUGUCCGACCAGAAAAAAAACUAUAUAUCUUAACACCAAUGUUGUUUUUGUACCAGUGUUGUUGACAAUGUUAUCAUCACAUGUUUACGUGCUAUAGUUGUGUGUAGCUGCAGUCUGCUACUGCGCAGUUGUUUGCUACCUGGUUCUAUCUCAGCACAUGAUUGGUUCAGCGCGGAGCGGACCUGGAGGAGCUCCCCUUUUCAUUGGCUAUUGGUAGGGCUGGUCAAUAAAAUGAUAAUAUGUAUCAAAAAUAGAUUUCCCACGAUAUCGAUAUGAAACAUGGUCAACGUCAUUCUGCCAUGUUUUGGUAGACUAUACAAACAGCCAAUGAAAAGGGGAGUUGCUCUGAGUCUGCACCGCACUGAACAGACUAUUCAAUCCGCUUUUUCUAGCGCAGCGCCUCACGACAAAACGUCAAAGAGACACAAAGACCACACAGAUGCAGUAGCUUAUUGUAUUGCAAAAGACAUGCUACCAAUAAUCACUGUUUAAUUUUAAUUUUUUAUAUCAUGAUAUAUAGAUAUCGACUGAUAUGGUAAAAAUAUAUCAUGAAAAACUUUUCUCUUAUAUCACCCAGCCCUAGAUAUUCGUAUAGUCCACCAAAACAUGGCAGAAUGCUGACUAUCAAAAGCAUAUUGACCAUGUUUCAUAUCGAUAUCGAGGGAAAUUAAUUUUUGAUACAUAUUGUUAUUGUUUUAUCGCCCAGCCCUAUGCAUCAUUGCGACCAUGAAGGCUGUGGAGUAAAAAAAAAACAACAACACUCACAGGUCUAAGUGUCAGGUUACACAUGUUUAUAUGUAAUGGCCUCAGUCUCUGUCGUGUUCUGGUGUUCAAAGGUGAGCUUGUCGUCAGCCUUGGUUGUUGCUUUUCCACUUUAUCAGCAGAAAUGCUUUCUCCACCUCCACCUGUCUCUCAGUGAAGUGAAAGGAGGGGCCGUGUGUUUCAGAGUGUUUCAGAGUCAAGUAAUCGUUUUUGUUGUAAACAUACACCCACAUGCAGAACGUGUGAAUGCUUUCAGAUUCAGUACAAGCAAAUCCUGGAUUUGUAUCUUUACUUUUUGCAUCUUUCCUCGUCUAUUUUGUCAGAAAGAGUCUCUCUCAUCUUUAUCAGUGCGUUGGUUUUAACUGUGAUUCUGUGAUGUGUUGAUUUCAGUUGAAUAGCUACAGAAAGAAAAACACUUGACAUAAAUAACAGUUUAAUCAGACUCCCUACUUCAUAUUUGCUGAUUAUACAUUUACUUUUGUCUUCAGUUGUGUCUCUUUUCACAUCAGCCUCAGUGCCUCUAAUUCUCCAUUUUUAUUCCUUUUAUUGUCCCGUGUCUCUUCUUGUGUUUGUCUGGAGCUCUGUCUCUUUUUCUCCAUCUUGUAUUUGUUUAUUUCUUUCUUUCCCUUUUUUUAAAUCAAACUUCUGUCCCUUUGUUUUUGGCUGCAUAUAUUUCUCUCUCUCAUUGUGUGUUUCUUUUCUGUCUCAGUCUCAUUUUGUUACUGCGUGUCUUUUGGUUCAUUGCUCUCAUCUGCUCCCUUUCCUCUCUAUCCGUGACCUUCUUUCUCUUCUCUCCUCUUAUUCCUCCCGUUUCUAGUUUCCUCUCCAUAUUCUUGAUUUCCCCAUCCUUCCUCUUGUCCGUCUCAGACUCAGACUGUGGUGUCUUUGCCAUCUUUCUGUUUUUGCUGCUCGGCUUGUGUCCAGAAAGUUCUGCAGGUCUAAGUGUUCAUACAGCCGAUGGCAGGACGGGCCGUAAAAAAGCGCUGAGCUAAUAGACAUGAUGUAUGACUCCGUACGUGACUGCUUUGGUAAAGAAGGAGCAUCCUGCUGCAAGGACAAAGCCUUCUACUGUGUGUGUGUGUGUGUGUGUGUGUGUGUGUGUGUGUGUGUGUGUGUGUGUGUGUGUGUGUGUGUGUGUGUGUGUGUGUGUGUGUGUGUGUGUGUGUGUCAGCUGUAAAAUUGUGAUGAAAUCCCAAUGCCAAGUUAUUUUCUGUCCUUCGUCGCUGCAUUAGAAGAACCGCCGCCGUCUUCGUGCGUGCAUGUGCUUGUAUUGGCCUUGCCACCGCGUUAACGCUUUCUGUCCUGAAUUUUUCUACCGUCCCCCCCACUCUCUACCUCCCCUCCUCGCUCUGCAGUUGCCAUGGCAACGCACCAAGAGGCUCCAUCAUGUGUCUGCGCCUGUGACCGCAAUUUUAUAACAGCUCACAAGCGCUGGCUUUGUGUGUUUAUAUUUUUUCUCCUCAUCUUAAUUUAGCAUUUGAUCAUGUUGCCGGUUCUGCUGCGAUGUGAAGCUGAAGAAGAAGGAGAAGACGAGCUGUGUGUGUGUGUCUGUUUGUGUUUGUCGAGUUCUCAAAGGCUCAGCCUCAGAGAGACAUCAGUGAAGCAUCACAGAAACAGCGAGUGUUUUUUGAUUCCCAGAUUCCACUGAGUCGGUGAUAAGGAAAUGUUGCAUUGAUUUAGGAUGUCAGCUUUUUCCCCAGAACUAAUGAAUAUGAGAGCUGCAGUAUUUUAUUACAAAACAGAAGACUAAGUUUGUGUGCUGCAGAACGUCUCCGUCAAAAACAAAAGGAAGAUGGAAAUGUAUGUUCUCCAAUCACAAUCAGAAGCAACAUGUCCGGAUCAUUGACUGUAUGUAAAGGUGGACAAAGUGGAGCUAAGAUAGAAUCAGUGCAGUGGGAUCAGAGCUACAGUGUUUGAGUUAUGCCCCCAUAACCAAAACACACAUUUUCUUGUGUCAGUUUGAAGUAUUCAAUGACGGUUGUGUUGGUGUUGCUGUCAGCGCUCUACUUCUACAGGACUGUCAUCUUUCUAAAACACCAACUGAGAUCGAAUAAUGAAACGUUGCACCACAUCCACAUGUUUGGAUAUAUUCACGUUUUUCAAUCCUUUCAGUGAAGCCUUUUUUCUCUGAGCUUCUUGCUCCUUAAAGUGACGCUUCAUACUGGUGGCAAGCUAAUGGGUACAAAGUCAAAUCAGCCCUGUCUUUGUCUCUUAUUUUUCCAUCUUCGAAGCUCCUCAGAUGUUUUGGUGUCAUGAUUGUACACUCAGCUUUGCUCAACCAUGUCCUCCAUUUCUGUAGAACAGCAUUACUGUAUUACUUCAAGUCAAGAGUGCGCAGAUUUGCCAGGUCAUACUGAGAGCGCCCUCUGCUGAAUCAUAUGGCAAACUACUUCAGGCGGCCUGAUGCACUGGUAUACUGUAUUGUUUUAAGCUUUAUCAGCUCGUUAUCACGUGACAGAUAAAUGUAUUUGACAUGUUUUUGUUGUUAACAUCUGCCUGGCCUAUUUUGCUUCUAGUCUGAAGGGGGAGCUCUAAAUGUUUUGGCUGUUGUGUCACCCACUGAUUACCUUUAGAUAAUAAUAGAGGAUGAAAUUAGUGUAUCUUGGUACAUCCUGCUGAGGGCGUUCUGACUUAAAUGUAAAGAAUCAUUCCUGGUGAGGAUGUAGUUUCUGAGCUCUAGGAAAAAAAACAAAACAAACUUGCUAACCUUAUUUCGUAAAAGUCACAAGUAUUAUAUCCUCAUCUUUUGUAACUACAUCUUAGCCUUUCUUGUUUUGAAGAAACAUCGACUACAGAUUGUCAAGUUCUUUUAAAGAUCCUCUCCUUGUUGUUUAAAUGUUCAUAUGGCGUUUUUCUGAUGCUAGAGGACACAUCGAAAAAACAGUGAGCAAAAUUGCAUUUCUAAGUAUUUCUUCAUUCAAACGGAACAAUUCAAAUAGCAGGUUCAGACACAGUGAGAUUUCCUAUGUCACAACUGCAAGCUCCGCCCCCAGAUCUCCACUCUGCAGGCCAGACUCUGAGAAGUAGAGAGAAGUGUGGCGAAACAACUGUGUGAGUUAGCCGAUUGCAAUGUUUGUAAGAAAGCUAAUUAUGAUAUUAGCUUUCAUUAUACCCCCAAAGACAUGAGCAUCCUAUGUGUCCUGCCACUUCUACUACACCAGCAAUGUUAGGCUACAAGCUAGCGUGAAGAGAAGUGUGCAGAGCAGCGCUGUCUCCACCCACGACUCAGAGGCAAAUUGCUAAUGAGCUACUGGAGCUCUGCAGAAGAAAAGGCCUUGAAAAUGACACAGGUAACACAAUCACAAUUUAAAGACUACUACCAAGAAGUAGUGGACUUUAAAGAGUGAAAAUAUAUCCUUGUCAUUGACCGUUAUAAGAAGUUCUGCUCUUGCCCAACAUGUGACUGAACUACCUGCAACUUUCACAUGCAUAAACAGCAUCUAUUAUAGAAAUGAUCACUCUUCUCUCAGAUAGUUUCGAUUGCUUUAAAUUCAUGUAGAGAAAUCAGUGUGAAUUUAGGUGAAAGGUUUCAUGCUUUCAUAAGUCUUCAAAAGGCCAGAUUGAGUUCAGUAAAAGGACCAGAUUGAGUCUGAAUAAGUCUGACGUCGUUGUUUAAAACAGAAACAUUACAGGCAUUUUCCCAAAGUCUCCACAAAUAGCUGAGUGUGUGUGUGUGUGUGUGUGUGUGUGUGUGUGUGUGUGUGUGUGUGUGUGUGUGUGUGUGUGUGUGUGUGUGUGUGUGUGUGUGUGUGUGUGUGUGUGCAAUGGCAGCGUCCUAAAGCAAAACACUGAAUUUCCUGCUCGAUCAAUCACUGUACGCCGUCCUGGAUGCGAGUGCCAGCUGAAUGCUGUAAAAGUACCCGGGCCUGAAGAAAGAGGCAGACUCUUCGCUGCAGCCUCUCUUUAAUGUUUCCCUCUCAUGGGCUCAGUUCCAUUUUAAAAGAGCAGAAAGAAGUGGAACAAGGCCGUCAUUGACCACACAAAGGAAACCAGAGAAAGCAACCUUAGUCUUAAUCAGGUCUGGUCUUUCUCUGCUUUUGUUCUGGUUUUAAUUUUCCAAAGUUGCAUUUAGUUUUAUUUCCCAGUUUUGGACAGUUUCCAUUUUACUGUCUGAGGUUCUUGGUGGGUGUUGAUUGGUUCGACCUGACCGUCUCAGCUCCAGGCAGCGUCGGACCAUCAGCCGACUAGAUUUAGGUUCUGCAAAAAUUCAGUAUCAUUCUGAAUGGUCACUCUAUUGAUUCUCAUUAGAGUAGAAUUUUCACAUGAAUUAAAGAUUCAAAACCUUCCCCUGAUGGCCAAUACUAAAAAGACAAGUGUUUAGUUUAUGCAGACUUUGGAGUAAGAAGUGCAGAAGAUUCAGAGAGCAAAGAUGCAUUUAUGUGAAUUUUCUAUAAGAAAUUCAGACUGAAAAGACACAAAAACAAAGAACUAACCUGACUCUUCAAUUGCCUUUUCCAGAGCAAAGUCCUGUGCUAACAAUAAUGUCUUUUUCAUGUUUAUACAGCCACCGAUUCACAAGUUUUAAAGUUUGUUUUAUUGGAUAAAAUUAUACGAUAUAUAAACAUAUAUAAUGCCGACAAUCAUUGAGUCAAAUAGAAACUGUGUGACCUUUAAAUAAAGCAGCUGUGAGGAGCUUUUUGAGUUUUGUGAAAUUAACUGGAGUUUGUUUUGAUGCUGUUUUAUGACCUAUAAAAGCAAACAAGACCAUCUGAUGAUUUUUAUUCUGUAACAUUUAAUGCUUGAAAUUGGUGUUUGUGGAGCUGCUGAGGAAACAGCUCUUUUUUACAUUUUCCUCAUUAAAUAUUUUUUAAAAAAUGACACAUUUGACUGUCAGAAGCCAGUGGGAUUAAAAUUUUUGUCAGAAGACGCCAUGCUUAAGCACAUGGAGGGAAAAAAAAUAGGAGACUGCAAACCCUCCUAAGUGACAUGACCCAAAAGUUCCUUACAGGGUCUUUAAAGCAUCAUUUAACAUGUAGAGCAACAAGGUGUUCUCUGUGUUUUAUUCUUUAGAUCAGUUUUCAGUGUUUCCUGUUUUAUUUUGUAGUAGUUGAUUCCUUGUGUUUCUAGUCUGGUUUUACUUCCCUGGUUUUCCCUCCUUUUGCUAAUCACCCUUGAUGAGUUUCACCUGUUGCUCGUUUCCCAGUGUGUAUAUAGUCACUGUCCUCCCCUCUGUCCUGGUUGGUUCAUUGUAUUUAUGUAUGUCAAUGAGUAUUUUUGUGUCCCCUGUUGCCCCCUGUGAUUUUCCCUCCAGUGAUUUUUGUUUCUUUGGAUUUAACUUUUUGUGUUUUUUCAUUUGAGAACUUUUCAGUUGGACAUUUUGGACAAGUCUUUUGUUGCUUUUCUUUUAAUUCCUUUUAAAUAGGGUGACCAUAUUCUGACUUCCAAAAAAAGAUUACACAACUGCACGGGGACAGAAUCACGGAGUCGCACAAAGUUAAUUUUUAAGAGCUUUACGGGUCGCAUCAAGUGUCUUUUAAGCGCUUCUAGCUCAGUAAGUCCACGUGACACAUAACCAAAACUUGCGUACAAACCGCUAACAUUUGAAGGAUUUUAUUAACUUCCCCGGACAAAGCUGGACAAACUCAGACAGCCCCCAAAAAAGAGGAUAUGUCCGGGUAAAAGAGGACGUAUGAUCACUCUACUUUUAAAUAAAUCCUUUUUGUUCUGCAUUUUGGGUCCUUUCCCUUUUUGUUUAACUUCAGAUCAUCACGUGAAUCUCCAUAUAUAUAUUUUUUUUUACACUUUAUUCAUUAUUUUACACACUAUGAAUAAGAAAAAAAAAACGAGAAGAGACCAUCUGAUGAGUCAAUGUUGAAGUAGUAAUUGUUGUAACUGUGACAGAAACACUGUCUAUGAAAAAGAACUUUUUUUAUUUUUUUUCUCUCAUUUCAGUCUUGAAUGUAAAGACUCAGACUUUAAAAGCGUCUGCAGUUGAAUGUUUCUUACUCUUCAUCAUAGCAUCAAACUGUGAACCACUGUACCAGCUUAAACUCAUUGUUGAAAUUGUGUUAAAGUAUAAAGAGAUUCUGAUGUUUGGCUUGACCUUUCACUUUUUCCUUUUGUUAUUGGCGCUCUCUUUUGAAUGCCUUCCCCAAGUUUCCUGAAUGUAUUAUUUGUUGCGCAGAGAAAUUCUGGUGGUUUCAUCACGCUGCAAUCAAAAGAGGUCCCUGGUGUUGUGUUGUCCUCCUUCUUCUUUGGUUUUCUGUUGAUUAAAUAUGAGUCCCUGUUGUCACCACCUCGUUCUUUGUUUGUUAAGCAACACUGCGUCUGUUGAUGGUCGUGCCAGCUCUUUGCGCUCCCUCUCCUUCUACUUCGUGCCUUUUUAUUCCAAAACAGUUCAGAAGCACGUCACUUCCUGUCCUUUCUGUCGCUACUGUAAAGACAUGUCUGACACAAAUGUGAAAGUGUUCAUGAACUUGGGACCGGGUGAUUCACCACUGAAUGGAACCAGUCAGCUCCAAGUUAUUAUUUGAUGUUAGUCAUUCUCACUUAAAGUUUGGUCUGCGGCGGCUCUGAGUCACAGCCACAAAUACUGUAAAGCCGUGUCUCUUUCGGAGGUGCGCUUCCUGUCAGAAGUUAUUUGCUGGUUUAUUCAUCUUUUCUUCUUCUGUUGUUGUAUUUUCAGGCCUGAGACCCAGCAGAAAGCCCCUGUUAGUGCCCCUCCUCCCCCGCCGCCCCCUCCGCCUCCCCCUGAGCCGACGGGGCCCCCGGAGCCGGAGGAGGAGAUCCUGGGCUCCGACGAUGAGGAGCAGGAGGACCCUGCAGACUACUGCAAAGGUCAGAAGGAGACACAAACUCACACAUACACACACACACACACACUGAAGUCUGCUCCUGUCUGCGAUUCUCUCCCUCUCCUCCCUCUCCUCCCUCUUGAUGGGAUUUGCAGCAGCGUCGUUAAAACCAUCAUGGCAGUUGUGACACCAGCGUUUCAAGGUUGUUUGGUUACUGCCAGAAAGGAGCAGCAGUCUCGUUUCCUGCAGUGGCUCUGCAUGCUAAAGACUCUGCUGUCUGCUCAGAGGUUUAUGCACACUGCACAUACAAUUCACUAUCUGCAGGUACAAGAAGCACAUCACGUUAUCAUUUAAUGUAUUUCUUUUCAUCAAUACAUCAUAUACUUAAAUGUUUUCUAGUCUCUUGGGUCUUUUUCAGAUGACUUGUUUGUCAAAUCACUUUUAUAAAUGACCAGAAGAGAAAGGAAAUGAUCAAAUCUACUUUUAUGUUUUGUUUUGUUUUUUGCUUCUUUGUGUAGUCUUCAACAUUUCAGCACUUUUUUUUCUUUUUAAAGACGCCCUGUAAGAAAAAACACACAUACUGUCAUCAUUUAAAUCAAUAAUAGCAGUAAAAUUAAGCCUUUCUUAUUUUCCCUUUUUAUUUUCUCUACUGUAAAAAUCACACAGUUAUUCAGUUAAUGUUCAAUGAACUACACCUACAACAAUUAUACCCUGGUGAGCAAGACUUUGUAGUCUGCCAGCUGGUAGGAACAAAGAGGACGCUCAGCUCCAACAAUUAUUUAGUUAUUGUUUAAGGAGAGACCCUUCUGUAAGAAAAACAUGUUCGACAUCAAACAUUAACUUUUUUUGAACCUCUUUAAUUCCUUUACCUUUAAAAGGUCAUCUUUUGUAGUUUUUCUGUCAUAAAGGCAGGUUUAUUUUCAUGAUAUUCUGACAGAUUUACAGAUACAAAACCAACACUUGUAGGCAUGUUUUCCCCUUUUAUGUAAUGUCUAGAUCACGCACUGCUUAUUUUUCUCCAUUAAUAAAGGCAAGGCAAGUUUAUUUGUAUAGCACCAUUUGCUAACAAGGCAAUUCAAAGAGUUUCACAGAAGGAAGGAAAUAUAUUAGAAAUGAAAAAUAGAGAUUAAAACAAUUCAAUCAAACAUCAUUAUUAUUAUUAUUAUUAUUAUUAUUAUUUCGAUUUUGCCCAAAUUAUUUAUGAAAUAGAAAUAAAUCACAAGUUUCCAGACAGCAGCAACAAAAGAUUUCUUUCAUGAUGUCUUAAAUCUGUGGAGUAAUUCUGUCCUGACUUUGUCCUGCAUGUCAGAGAAGAGUAAAAAAUAAUAUCUCACAUUCUGAGGUGACAUCUUCAAACUUUUCUCAUACUGCAUUACUGAUAAUGACCGUGACUGGAGAUCCUUUUAUUCAGUUGUUCUCUGUCUGUCAUAUUCUUGUGAAGUUGAAAUCUGAGGUUUUAUGAUUAGGGGAAUAUAUAUAUAUAUAUUUUAAAUGUGCUCGUCAGUUCAAAAAGACUCCGGGAGGGACUCUUGGGGUCAAGGUUGAGAUGUGCCGAGGUUGAUAAAUUUCACAGUGAGGUCUGAAAAUGUAAUAAUAAGGUGUUUGACUUGCACUAGCGCUAACCAUGCUAACAGCCCAUUUUUUCACCCUAACUUCACCGGGACCUUGAUUCCAGCUCUGCAUGAAUUGAGGGUUGACCGAUGUGAGAAUGCAGCAGAAAAACUCAUCACUAGCGAAGGAGUGAUUAUGUUUAUGUUGAACACGAAGAGCAUAAAGCGUCGCACACUGAGGCGUAACAGAAUGACGAUAAAGAUUUGUUUUAUCUUGAAAAGAAGCGUGAUGUUUUAUUUUGUGUCUGUGCCCGACUUCCUUUCCAGCACGGGUUAAUCUGUGCUGAAUUUAUCCGACAUGCUCCGGCCUCUUGCGAUCCACAGCGGAACGGAAAGAAGCCGGUGGAAAUUGACACAUUAACUUAAAUGGUCAUGAUCAGCUGCGAUCUGCAGAUACGGCCUUUUUGUAGCCGUUUCAGAUGCAGUUGAAAUUGGGGGUUACACCUCCAUCUUGGCUGUGAGGCCAAGAGGCUGAGAUUGUUCAGUUUUUUGUUUACGUAUGUUUAAGUAAAAGUGGUGACUGGCGUUGAAAAAAUUAUUUCAAAGUUGUAGGUGUUGAUAACGUGAACAGCCUUUAAUGAAAUGCAGGGUUGUGCUCAGAUAGUUAAACCCAACAGCGGUAUAAUAAAAGCAGCAGAAAACAACAAAACUUGUUAACGUUUGGUCACUGUAGGUGUUUACUUCAAAUACAUGUAUAUCUUAAAAACAUCCACCUCCGCUCUUUUCAGGAAUCGCAGUAUUUCAGACUCUUUUUUUGUUUUUUUGUUUUUUUAUAGGUGAUGUUUGUGGAGUCUUCAGCCUAAUUAAUCCAAAACACUUCCCCCUUGUUAUAUUUUCUGUCGGUGUGACCUCCGUCCUUCUCCGCUGCUCCUCCUCUUCCUUCUCUUCCUCGUCUUCCUCGCUAAUGGAUUUCAUGUCAUUGCCUGGUUAUCACCGACAGUCGCCUGUAACCUUCAUCUCCUCUCCCUCCUCUUUAUCUCUCUCAGGAGGGUACCAUCCGGUGAAGAUUGGGGAUUUGUUCAACGGGAGGUACCAUGUGAUCAGGAAGCUGGGGUGGGGCCACUUCUCCACCGUAUGGCUGUGCUGGGACAUACAGUGAGUCACACACACACACACACAAACGCACACAUGGUGUCAUAUACAGUAUGGCGUUCUGAAAUGCUCUCGUGCCUAUAGACUUACACACACACAGACACACACAGACCACAAACACGUCAUGACCUAGAAAAAGACCUACACACACACAAUGUCAACCACACUCACACACAGCCUCAUCCUGUAGUCCUUCACUUCACCUUGAUCCUCACACACACACACACCUGUUGACAGGAUCUAGCACACCAUCACCACGACAACCACUGCAACCAACACCGCUUGUUUUGGCUCCAGCGCCGUCCAUUUGCACCAUAUUGUUGUUUCUUUGUUCACAUGGCAACCGAGCCGGAUGGAUCGCAGUAUCUUCGAACUCCUAUCGCCUUUCAGUGACCCGCACGUCACACGCACAAACAUCUACUCAUGUCACUGGUGUUAAUUACACUAAUGGUGUUCAUAAACAGUUGGGACGGAGUUGUGUUACUUAAUGCACUCUGUGUGUCUGACACUAUACCUCAUGAAUAUGUAGAGAUGUCAGUUGGAGUUAGGUUUAUUUUUCUGUUUAUGUUAACUUUGGCGCCCCUGUGGACAAACAAAGUCUUUGCAUAUCUCGUCAUGAUGUCUUAUCUUGUCAUAAUGUUUGUUUUCUGACAAAACUCUCCUCCUACUGACUUUGACGAAAUAUUUAUUUUGAAUAUUUUAUGUGAAAAAUGCAAAAGCAGGGCUGUAUCCUCUGUUGGGUUGUUGAUGCCUGUCCCCUCACAACAACUUCAAGCAUUAAAAAUAUAAAAAUAAAAACUCUGAUCUGUAAAAAGGAAUCUGUAUGAGUGUUAGUCCUUUUUAUUAAUUUAUAUUUUUUUAAAAACUCAUCAUAGAGUCCGUGUACUUGGCGGCCAACAGGUUUUUGUUUUCAAAGGAAAAAAUGAUAAACAGGAGACAGGCCAUCUCAUGACGACUAGUAGGGAAUUGGAAAAUGACAAUGGAAAAAAAAAUGUUUUCCAUUUUUCGUUUUGAUCAUAAAAAUUGGAUAGCAAAAAAAAUAACUUAGUAUUUGACUUUCUGUGACGUGGCUUUAAACGGAAAUCAAAAAACAAAGUACGUGCGUGGAAAUCUUGUGUGUCAAGUUUCAUUCACUUGUUUGUUGCGCCUCUUAAGUCGUGACUUGUAGCGACUGAGCGAGAGGCUCUCGUUAGCACAGAUAUCUGUUGGUCGCAAAGUACACGGACCUCACAGGACCUUUAAUGUUUCUGGAGGGUAGGUGUCAGUAAAAGCUGUCUCUGUUUUUUUUUAAAGAAAAAUUUAGAGUUUGUGAUAUUUGAGUGUUACUUUAGAAAAUGACUAGAUUUUUUGAUUUUCCAGAAAAAAAAUUAAACACUUUCUGAGGGUUUCACAUGCAGCAAAGGAUUGUAGUUGAAUUAGAGGCUGCUGCAACGAGGACUGUUGCCUCUAUACAUCAUGCAGGUGUUAUGUUAACAGCCUAUUAUUUUUCUUUUUCUUUUUUCAUAGAGAACUGUUAGAUAAUUAUGUAUUUUUUAACUUUCAAGCACAAUAUCAAGUGAAACACUAAAGCAACUCAGGAUAAUUUACAUUCAAAUAAGUCUCUUUAUCGUUGUCUUUACAAAAUUUAGUGUUUCUGCCAUCGGUUACAUUCACUGAGUCAUAUAGUGCUCCACUGACUCACUGCUGACUCAAAACAAAAAUGCACAAACCCAAAAAUAAAGAUGGUAUUUGAAUGUCAUCACUUAGCUGUUUUUUCGUGAAUCGAGGCCAAAAGCUGCGUUUGUAUCACACUAUAAUGUUCUCUCAGUUGAAUCAGGUAAUGAGAAGAUAAAUAGAGAUUGAGAAGAUGAGAAGAUAUAUAGAGAGAGAUAUUCAGGAUAAAGUGCCUUACCCAAGGGCACUUUGACAGUGUUCAAGAAGUGACCUGGAACCUCUUCAGCUACUAGGCCAGAGUACAAAUAUGGUCUGACCAGGACUUGAACAAGCCGCCCUCCAAUCCUGAGCCCAAGUCCUUCCAGACUGAGCUACUGCUCAUAUAUAUAACUGCUAUAUUUGUGUUGUUGUAUUUAAAGUAAUUCUUACCAGUGUCUUGAUUUAAGAAUAGAGAUGACUGUAAUUCAAUGUACUUUAUGAACUAAACAUCAAGUAGGGCUGGGCGAUAAACCGAAAAUUUACCGAUAAUGAAAUUUACGACAAUAACUGAUGUGAUUUUGCCCAUGUCGGUAUAUUUGGUGUCAGAUAAAUAAAUAAAUAAAUAAAAGUUGGUUUUGGAUGUGUGUAGGUAGGCUAUGGUUUCAUGUCCCUUUAAGACGCUGUCCUACAUCAGAGUAACAAAGAGGGAGAGACAGGUGAGGAGAUGGAGGACCGUUCAAAAGUUGUAGCGGCUGAAGUAGACAAAGUUAAUGUGGGAGGGGGUGAGCAGCUUGUAGAGUAGUUAUCGUCCAUUUAUCGGUAUUGUGGUGAACUGCUCAAUAUAUAUAUAUAUAUAAAUAUAUUGACUUAAGGCCAUAUCGACCACCUCUAACGUCAAGAUUGCUGUGUGGUCUUAAACAGUUUUGAGUCCUAAGUCCUGAGACUCCAUUCACAGUUCUUGGAUCAUUCACAUGUUACUAAAGUUGUGUUCCUCUGGUUUUUGGGAUGCAGUUGUUAGCUGAAAUCAGCCUAAAUAGCCGUACACGUAUGAUUUGCUUGUGGUGAUGUUGUUAUUUUCAAUCAUGGUGGCAGCAGGAAGCAGGAAGAAGCUGUGGCAACUGAACUACUGUGCACCAAAAGGGACAAAACAGUGAGAUUGAAAAAGAAAUAACGUGUUACUCAGACUUUCACCACAGUUGAUGGAUUAAUCCUGGGAAUUGGGGGAGAAGUAUUAGUAAAAAUAAUGUAAAGAUCAUGUUGUGUUCUGUAUGUGGUUUCUGUGGUGAUCCUGUCGGUCACACAGCUGAUCAGGACACUAAAAGAAAACAGCCUGGACGGUUUACACUGACCGGAUGUUUAUGUUUGAUUAAAAUUCUUCUUCUUUUUUUCUUUUUUGUUAUAAAACACCCAAAAGCUGCAUUUGCAUUUCCAGAGGCAGUGUGGGCAGUGUGAAUAAUGGCUGAGCAAAUGUGGCACUUACAGGGACAUUUUAUAAUAUCUCUGACAAGGACACAUUUAUCAGCAUAACUGGCUUUGGAAACCCUUUCUACAUGAGUCAGUGUAAAGUUAAAUAACUGUAUUUGUUUACCGUCCGUACAGAGUGAAGAACUUUGUGGCGAUGAAGGUGGUGAAGAGCGCCCAGCAUUACACAGAGACGGCUCUAGAUGAGAUCAAACUGCUGCGAUGUGUGAGAAUCUGUUCAUCGGGUUUAGACUUGUUUUGUCCUUUCUCUCUGUCGUCCCUUCACGCCCUUUCUCUUUCUCUCUUCUCUUCACACCUCACAUUCCCUCCAUUCUGAUCCUUUGUUGACAAAAACACCAAAAGUACACCGGUCAUUUAUCUUGCAUGCCUGAUGCAGAGAACUGUCAUCUGUGAAUCAAUUUUUCAGCAUCUGUGUCUCUGCCAUCAAACUCCCUUGACCUCUUUCUUUCUUUCUUCGUCUUUAUUUUCCUCGUCCCCUUUUGUCUUCUUACUCUCGUCCAUUUUCUCUUCUUUUCCUUCUUUCUGUUAUGUUUGUUUCAUCUCAGUGUCCUCUUCUUUUUUCCAGGUGAGAGAGAGCGACCCGUCCGACCCAAACAAAGACAUGGUGGUUCAGCUGAUCGACGACUUCAAGAUCUCUGGAGUCAACGGCAUUCGUAUCCUGAUCAGAAGUGUGUGUGUGUGUGUGUGUGUGUGUGUGUGUGUGUGUGUGUGUGUGUGUGUGUGUGUGUGUUAGUGUGAGUGACAGAGAUGUGAUAAUGUGAGUCCUUGACUCUCCGUCUCAGAUGUGUGUAUGGUGUUUGAGGUGCUUGGUCACCAUCUGCUGAAGUGGAUUAUUAAAUCCAACUACCAAGGUCUGCCGCUGCCCUGUGUGAAGAGCAUCAUCAAACAGGUGAGAGCACAAAACGCAAAAAAAUAUAUUUUUUUAGAAGAUACAGUUUUUCAUGAUAGAAUGGUGAAUGACAGAAUGAAAUAAUUCUGAUGCCGUACAUCUAGAUAAAAACAGAGAUUUCCUCAUUUAGUGUUUUAAGUAAAUAGAGAGGGACAAAAAUAUUUAUGAUGAAAUAUUUUCUCCAAUUCUACUAAAACAUACUAUUAUUGUGGUUUAAGGGCCACAUAAAGAAAAAAAAUUAAGACUUUGAGAUUAAAGUCAUUAACUUACGGGAAUAAAGUCAUUUCUUACGGGUAUUAAGGCAUUAUUUAUGAGAAUGAAGUCAUUCAUUUAGGGGAAUAAAGUCGUUACUAAUGAGAACAAAGUCAAAACUAACGAGAAUAUAGCCAUAACUAACUAGAAUAAAGUCAUUAACCUAUGAGAAUAAAGUCGUAGUAAAGUAAUUACUUAUAAGAAUAAAGUCAUUACUAACAAGAAUAAAGUCAUUAACUUACAAGAAUUAAGUCAUUACUUUUGAGAAUAAAGUCAUUAACUUAUGAGUAUAAAGUCAUUGCUAACAAGAAUAAAGUCAUAAUAAAGUAAUUACUUACGAGAAUAAAGUUCUUAUAUUCUAACCUGUUGUUGUUUUAGAUGACAGUUGUUGAAAUGAGAGCCAUGGAGCUGUUCGUGAAAAUGUACUUCAACAUAGGUUUUUCAAACAAGGACAUACUUAAUGUUUUGGCACAUUAGCACCAAAUUAUCAAAAGUAUCAUAAUAAUUUUAUUUCGAAUAUACUCCGUCGUAGAAACCUGAUCAAAGGGCAGGAUUUAUCAUGAGUAAUUUUGUAGCUUUUUCAAUUCAGAGAAGGAUUUCAGUUUUCUCUUUGUGUUUUGUAAAAAUAAAUACCUGCAAACCAACAAAAUAUAAAUAUAAUAAAACACAAGGAAAUACAGCAAACAUUAUAAAAGGCUCAAUUUAUUUAGCAAAACUCCAAAAUAAAUGAAAAUCUUUAUAGAGAUUUGUUAACUAGUUAAAUUAGAAGUUCAGGUCAUGUGAGAAAAAGGCUCAACAAUCAAACUUUGUGUAAAGGAGUUAUUUUAAAAGAGGUCGCUGACUCAGCAGACCUGAUCUCCUCAGGCAGAUCGAUCCAGAGUUUCGGACCACUAACCCCUUUAGUUUUCUAUUUUAUUAUCUGAUGACCCCGUUGUAAACAAAGACCAGCACACAGCACCAGUACCUGAGGCUGUUUCAUCAAAUCCUCCCAUGAAGGCUCAAGACCACAAGCUGAGAAUAACAUCAUAACAGCAGGCAAUAUAACAGUACCUGACUUAUACUAAUGUGGCUAAACGGACGCCUAACAACUUCAAGGUAUCCACAAAACCAUGGAAAGUAACAUCCCCGAGCUACAGCACGUCUAACCUGACUAAAAAAAAAACAACAAACUGGGGCUGAAAAAUGCUGAACACCAGUAUCAGACAAAAGAGAACAUUUUUGGAUCUGGUGAUCAUGUGAAGCUACUUUAAAAGUGCCCACAACAUACAAAUGUGAUGAAAAAUACCAUAUAUAGUGUCGUAUAAUUCCAUUUAAUAAUCACCAAGGAAAUAAAACUGCAGGAUAGGAAAGACUAAGUGAGAAAGAGAGAGAAAAAGAAAAAUGUUCAUAGAAAACUAGAGACUCAGACAACAGAGCUCCUUGCCAAUACUUACAGACCUAACCCGCACUUGUCCACUUCACACUUUAGCAUCUCUAAAGUCCUAUGAUGCAGGACGAGUGGACUUUUCCCCCUCAGCUACCUGAUGAGUGUGUGAAAUUUCCGAGCCAUUUCAGCUUCUGUGGAUCCCUCUGACGCUUAGCUGAAGAUGAUGAGUACAAAUGAAAUGAGACCGUUCCUUUGCUCGAGUCUGAAAGCCUUCAGACACAAACAAAUGAGAGAACCAAAGAAACGGAAACAUCAACAGCCUCCCUGCUCUACCCUCACAGAGCGACGAGUACUAGAAGAGCAACUAGGAGACAAAAAGAGGACAUAAGAGGAGGAGAUGGAGAGAGAGAUGGAGAACCAAACAGACUUGAUAGUAAUCUUUGUUUUUCCAUUUAUCUGGAUGUGUUUGCAGGUCCUGCAGGGUCUGGACUACCUCCACGCUAAGUGUAAAAUCAUCCACACAGACAUCAAGCCAGAGAACAUCCUGAUGUGUGUAGACGACGCCUUCGUGAGACGCAUGGCUAUGGAGGCAACUGAGUGGCAGAAAGCUGGAGCGCCACCGCCGUCCGGAUCAGCAGGUAGACACAGAAAUCCUCGUCUUUUGUGUCUCUUAAAGGAUGUAGUCUUGAAAGUUUGGGAAGUUUACAGAGAGGAAAGAUUUGCAGGGAGAUAAAAGAAAAAGGUAGUCACACCUUUUUUUUUUUUGCUUUAUUCAUCCACCAUCACCAAGUUCCUCCUCUGCAAAAAAAAAAUGUCGUGGAAGAAAAAAAGAAAAAAAAUAAACGUCCUAAAAAAACUCGACAUGAACCUUGUCCUCCCGCUGAACCCCACAAUGAGCUGUCGAUUGCUUGCAUCAGCCAUAGAAGUUGUUCUGUGCCACGGGGAAACCAAUUACACUGCUUAUAUUUCUAUGCAAUUAAAGCCGGGCACAAACCCAUCAGCUGUCAAAACAAGGGGGCUCACUUGUAACAGAACCUGUCUUUAAUUAAAAAAAAGCAGAGUAAAUAAAAGCUUUAAAUGUCAUUAAUGUUAUUCUAAAAUCUCCUUUUAUCUCUGCUUUGUUUGAUUCUGCAAACUUAAACCCACAGGAGACAAAAAGACCUCAUACUUGGGACUUUUGGGGGUUAUAAAUAACUCAAACUGGUUGUUGCACAGACAAUAAUAUUUCUCCUGCAAGUUUUUAAAGAUAUAUUGUUUUAUCUUUUAUCUUAAUCGCAGAGGUUCCCAAACUUUAGAGUCAAGGACCCAAAAGGAAAUGUUUGUUUCUCUCUGGGUUCAAGAUUUAAAAAAAAUACAUAAUGAAUUUCCAAAACAACUAGAUUUAUAAACUAAUGAUGAUGAACUGGGAACAUUAUAUAGACGCAAAUAAAAUGGUUUUAACCAUGUGUAACACUUCUACACAUCUGUUAUCCAUUAAUCUAUUCUUGAUGUUUUAUUUUGUUUUGUUUUAUUGAGAAAAAAAAAAGUUGUGAAAAUACUGUAUGUUGCGUUUGAAGUCAUAUCUGUUGCUUUGAUUCCAUUUCUGACUGGUGUCAGAUGAUACAGUAGACCGUAUAGAAGCUACACUCACAGACACAUGAAGAGUAAACCAUUUAUCUUCAGGAUCUGGGACAAGAAGUGUGUAAGAUCCUUUCUGUUUGAAACUCUCUGAUUUCACUGACAGAUCCUGCGAGUUUUAGGUAUGGAGAGAGAACCUGCUCAUAACCUAAUAAUUCCUUUUUUUAGAUGAUACGGAGCGCAGUGUGAAGAGAGCUGUGUGGCGAUAUAGAUGUUUGCGGCACUUUGAAGCGUCUGAUUGUUGUUGUUUUUCCUCUCUGUCUGUCAGUUAGCACAGCCCCCCAGCUCAAACCGGUGAGUACAACAGAUGUGAGUAUGAAAUCAGAGCAACGCACACACACUCAAACAUAAAAGCACAAAGACACCGAGCGAGAAACAAGAUUACCCUCAACAUGUCAGAUAGUUUUUUUGUGUGAUUGAUAUACGACUGCAAAAGUAGACGAAGUGCACCAUAGUUUGUUGUAGAAAAGUCUUUAUUUUUUUAAAACCUGUCAUUAAAAGCUAAUUAUUUGCACCGAAUCCUCAAUCAAGGUGAAAAUCAACUUUUGCACAUUAUCUCUGUCCGAUGAUAACCACAAAUUUUAAAAACAUCAGCUUUUCAUAAGCUUAAGAUAUAUUUUGCAUCUAUAUUAAAACAUUUUUCUGAUCAUACAAUAAGUUUUCAAAUUGUUUGUUUGGGCCUCUUUUAGAUGAAUUUUAAGUGAGAUAUUUUGGUAUCGUGAAUAUUAGUGUAUAUUUAAGAAUUUACAACUCUGCUCAUCUGCAAAAUCCUGAAAGUGCAAUUCGAUUCUGAAUGACAUUGGUUGAGACCUGAGUGAACAUGCAAAAAUCUCAGCCAGGCUUUAUUUCAGCGCUGCUGAAUCUUUCAGAUCAGUUGUAAGGCAGAAGGAAAAUGCUGCUCAGUGCUAAAAUUGGUGUUUCUUAAAGGGAUAUUCUGACGUAAAUUUAAGUUACGGUCAAACACACCCUAACACCGAGUUAGACACCCCCUCGAUAGAUGAAUGUUGCCGACCACUUGCUUCUCUAGUUAUACCAACUUUAGUAACGACCGCACGAGCGCAAUACACAGCGGUCUCAGGGGCCACACUCAAACCUCAACCAAAAAGCUACAAAUAAUACUCAGAACAGCACCUAACUUCAUCAACAGUACAUAUAGGGUCACAGCCACAGCACUAGCCACCAAACAUCUUUUUAGCUUUGCCUGAUUUCUUUAGCAAAGAGACUAAACACAACUCACCCACUCUCUUCCAGCAGCCGCUUGUUUGUGGGGGGGCCCUGACGAGUCGAUCACCGAGAGCAGCAGAGUUUCGCAGCUCAAGGAAGAACAUUUAUAAUUAUCACUUCAUGGAAAUACAAUCAGAUUUCUUGUGUAUCUUGUAUGUGUACUGUAGACGCAGUAGUUCUUCUGCCUUAACGUCACAGACUGAUUGCAUUUUCAUGAAGAAAUGAUCAUAAAUUUUCCACUGCACUCGGUGAUCAACUCGUCAGGGCUCCCCCACAAACAAGCGGCUGCUGGAGGAGAGUGGGUAAGUCAUCUCAGGAGGGGGUGUCUAACUCAGUGUUACAGUGUGUUUGACUAUAACUUAAAUUUAGGCCAGUAUAUCCCUUUAACUUUGGUGUUUCACAUGCAGUCCAAAGUAGAUUUCUCUAACUUUACAUCAGUGUUUAAUAUCUUGUUUUGGCAAAAAAAAAAUCUCAAAAUUGUGAGCCUCAUUCUUCACUUUUGAUGGCAGUAAUAUAUAUUCCCAAAUUCAAAAUGCACCAGUGUUUAUCGACAUUGUAAAGCAGAAGUUUUAGAGCACAUUUAAAAAUCAAACACCAGUGACAAAACUUUGAACCUCUCAUUUAUUCACAGUUCUUCCUCUUUGUAAUCCUAACUCCUCCUUGUCUAUCCUAUUAUUUUGUCCCAGGUGGGAAAGAUCUCCAAAAACAAGAAGAAGAAGAUGAAGAAGAAGCAGAAGCGACAGGCGGAGCUGCUGGAGAGGCGGAUGCUGGAGAUCGAAGCCCUGGAGAGAGAGGCGGAGAGGAGGGAGGAGAGAGCCAAAGAUGGGGGUGAGAAGGGGGACCGUGAGCACAACCCUCCUUCACCUCUGAAGAAGACGUCACCGCCGAUCGGCCCCAGCAUGGCUCUGGGAGAGAGCGAUGAUGAUGACGACGACGAAGAGGAUGAGGAGGAGGAGGAGGGAGGAGAGAGGGAGAGGCCCAUCAGGUUGACGAAUCAUACAUGUGAGUAACGUUUCCAAAGUUGAACGUAAACGAUACACAUGCAGUCACAUUGCAUCAAUAAACUCUGCCUGUUAUUUCAUUGAUUUGCUAUCUUUUUGCAGAAAUUUGUAAUAUGUAUUAUUAAGUUUUUUCCUCCUUGUCUUUUAUGCACAGUCUCAGCAGAUCACUGUGUCCUGUAGUUAGUUCAAACAAUGAACAUCUUCACCACAUAACACAUCCUCAUGUUCGUUCUUAUGCUAACUUAUCAACAGUGCUACCAGAGGGUCACAGACUCUACAGGGAACCUUUUAAAGAUUCAUCUCUAUACCGUCACAUUUCUAGAUUCUCUUAACUCUUUCCCCAAUUAUUCUUGUCGCUAUCUUUGCCAUAGUCAUAAAUUAAAGGUGAAAGAAAAGUCAGUGUUACAGAGCUUUAGUAUAAACAGGAGUAGUAGAUAUUAAAAAUGGCAUUAAAAGGCAUCUGGCAUGGUCAAAUCAUGAUGAAAAAAAUUAAAUUACCUGUUUGAAUUUGAUGUCUUUAGCUGUCUCAGGUUUGCACUCUUGAAAACUUCCCAGAUUUUUUUUUUUUCUUCCUGCAUGUGUGAAAGUAAAACAGGGGAAAUUUUCACCCAAACUCUAAUGUAUUCACCACAACUGACAGAGCAUGAUGUGGGGCUUUUUAAUCCCACACUGGGUGCAAAACAGGAAUAGCAACAUGUAAAAAGAGAGUAGUAGUAGAAGGAGGAGGAGGAGUAAUAACUGAAUUGAUGUAGCACCUUUUAAAAACAGAUGUUUACGAAGUGCUUUAACAUAUAAAACAAAGGCAGAAACAAACAAAGGAAAAUUGGAAGAUGGAAAAGAAGAAGGUGGACAGGGGACAGAUGAAUAAAGAGAAAUAAAUACAUAAAUAAUAAAAUAAGAAAAGGUAAAAUAAGAGUAAUAAUGAAAAGGGAGGAAGUGCAUUCAAACAUGAGAAAAUAGUUAAGACAGGUCUAAAAAUGAUUAGAAAGCGGUGAGCAGACUAAAAAUAGUGCAACAGUAAUUAUAAGAUACAUAUGCAGAUGACAUAGAAUAAUAUCAAUAAAUAAGAUUAAACAAGAGAUGUGUAGGCAAUAAAAUAAACAAAUAAAUAAAUAAAUCAUGCAUAUGUAAAAGCUAGUCUAAAAAAGUGAGUUUUAAGGAGCCCUGACGAGUCGAUCACAGAGUGCGUGUGGAGACGUAGAUCGCUGUAUAUUGCUAUCGUGCGGUCAUUACUACAGUUGGUAUAACUAGAGAAUCAAGCAGUCAGCAACACUCGAGGGAGUGUCUAACUUGGUGUUAUGGUGCGUUUUACCAUAACUUGAAUUUAUGCCGGAAUUCCCCUUUAAUUCUUAUCCGUUUAUCACUCAUUAAAAGUUUGACUGAAUUAUUUCUUUCUUUCUGGAGACGGACACACAGUGAAGUGUGAUGUUAUAUCUUGUUCUGUGUUUAGACCAUCAACACACCAGAAGGAGGGUUUUCUAAAGCUAUGAUAGCCAAUGACAGACAUGCAGCAUGAGUGAGUGUGUGAAUAUGUGUGUGUGCAGGUUUGUGAAGUCUGUCUGUGAAUGAAUAGCAGCGUGGAUUGGCUCCAACCGGGCUUCCCACGCUGGUCCCACUGUGUAUGGGAGGCCGGGCUGAUUCACAAAAAAAUGAAAACCGUCUUUCUCCGACUCCCUCCUCCAGCCCGUCUCUCAAGCUCCUCUCUUUAUCACUCUCUUUUUCUCUCGUUUUCCUUCUUUUCUUCGGUUUUUAUUCACUUUUUCUACGCUGCCUACUCUCCCCUUAAAUGCGCUUGUAUCUCCUUCCCACCUACUUCCUUUCUUAACCGUUUUGCUUUUUUUUUUUUUUUUUUAUACUAGGUGCGGCGCCUCCUCAGGAGCAGAGCGAGUCACCUCACAUCAAUGAGGAUGAUCCCGAUGCAGAGGUGGAAGAGGAGGAGGAGGAUGAGGAGGAGGAGGAGGAAGAGGAGGAUGAAGAAGAAGAGCUGACACCUAUCGCCGAACAAGAUCCCCCUAUUCCCCCCAUCACAGAGGAAGGUAACGGAGAUCCUACGCAGGCAGGAGAGGAGGAUGAGGAGGGGGAGGGAGAGGAGGUGGAGGGGGAAUCGAAAGAGGCAGAGGAUGAGAAUGAGAAAGAGGUGGUGGAGGAAAAGGGAGAGCAAGAGGAGGGGGAGAAGGAGGAGGAGGAUGAAGAGGAGGAGAAGGGGAAAGAGACUGAAAAAGAGGAGAAGGAAAAAGAGGAUCCAAAGAUUGAGAACAAAACAGAGGAGGAGGUAGAGGUGGAAAAAGAGGAGUCGAAGGAGAAGGAGCUGGAAGAGGAGGAGGAGGAGGAGGAGGAUGAAGAUGAGGAUGAGGAAGAGGAGGAGGAUGAUGAGGAAGAUGAGGAUGACGAUACAACCGCUGACCUCCUCACAGAGAGCACCUCCCCCAUCAUACCAGACAACAACAAAAACAAAUCAGUCAAAACCAACGGUCAUGUUUUACUGGGAUCUGAGGGACUCAAAGCAAACCCCGGCACGCCUCCCCCUCCCUCCCCGACCCCCGAGCCUCUCCUCUGCCCCCUGGUGGAGUCGGAGCUCAGCUACACAGACAGGGACAACUCUCUCAGCUCCGGUUAUGAGAUGUAUAACGGAGAGGUGAGCGAGCAAGGGCUGACCAACGGCUCCACUGAUCACCACAGGGGCACGAUACCCAUCUUCCCCGACCUGCCCCUGGAUCCUGUACCAGGAAACCCCAUUUCUGUGGGAACAGCAGACAUCGGAGAGGGACCUUCACCCAACAGCCCCACCGCUGACCGCAGUCGCACUGUGUCGUCCUCAAGCACAGGGGACACACCUAAAGGUACGCGUUGGCUGUUUGGUGCAGAAGAUGACUGUCAUGUAUAUGUGUGUGUUUGUGCAAAUCAAAAUGUACUUUUCCAAAUAACAUGAAGUGAUCAGAUGAUAACUGAUACCAAUGUGUGAAAAGGGAGCGAUCAGUUUUACAGUGUGCGAUAGGGCUGCCAAGUUUUAGAAAAUGACAAGAGUGAGACUUUAGCAUUAUGAUGUGUUCGGUCGGCGGCGAAAUGGAUUUUUUGCCUUUUUUAACAUCGAUUUAUACUGUAAGACUGAUGUCCUCACCUCCAUGCCAGCUGCUCUCACUAAUGCUAGUCUAUUCAACCAGAAAUUAGAAAUAAAAAUUCUAACAAUUUUGACAAAAUAUACAUUUAUUCGUCAAUAUUGUAUUACGUCGAGUGGGUUUUAAAUGUCAACGCCGUUGUGUGUUAAAGAGAGAGACGCCAAGACCCCCAAAAAACUCAGCGUUUCAGUUACCAAGUUGAAAAAGAGCAAAAUCAGAGGCAAAAACAAGAUGGCUACGAUGUAGCUACGAUGUAUGCUACGAUGUAGCACUUGCCUUAUAUUCGGACAGGGCAAGUGCUAAAAUAACUUCCUUUGAUGUAGCCAUCUUGUUGGCUUUUUCCUGACUUGGUAACUGAAACGCUGGGAACUCGGGUGCGACGUCAUUUUCAGCUCCUACAUCUGACUCCCGAGGUGACUCAAACGCAGCAUUUGGCACAAAGGACUGAUGGAUUGGUCUGGGAUUGGUUAUCUCAGGUCGGUCAAUCAGAGUUACUCGAACUACGGAAAGCUAAAUUUAUUAUCAUAAAAAAAAUAAAUACAGAGUAUUGAACGGGGGAAAAAUAAGAGUGAGAAAUGUCAAGUGUAGCGUGUGAUGUGAGAAUGGGUCAAAUUGCGUGACUGUCACACUGAAAGCGUGACGCCUGGCAGCUCUGGUGUACAACAAUUCUCCUUCUAUUAAAGUCUGUCUAAUGCUGGAGAAAUUUUUUAUGUCAGAAAGGUUUGGUCAAAAGUUUUUGGAUCUAUUGUCGAUAAAUUCUGCCUGAAAAUAUUACCUCUGAAUGUGUACCUCCAAUAUUAAAAUCUAGAAAAACGACCCCCUUUCAAACAGUGUGUCUAUCUAACCUUAUGGAUGUACAGAUUUGAAGCUGUAAACCCAAAAGUGACAGGAGUGCUAUCUAACUAGCACUCUAGCUCAGUCAUAAAAGGAGUGUUUUUCAGCUCUUGUUAUUUUACAUAUUAAUGACACUAUGAACACAAACUUAUUCAACAAAGUCCGAUCUCUUUCACUACGUCAAACUCGAGCUAAAAGAAAAAGGAUCGUUACACUCGUAGGCCUGAGUCUCAGUGAUGCUGCUCAGCUGGAUCUCUGUUUAUUUAACUGCUGUAGCUUGGAGUGACUCAGCAGUUUCUGUUACUAUAGCAACUGUGGUGUCAUGGUAGCAUUGUAAGGAUGAAAAAAUAAAUAAACCCAGGUGUUACUAACAGACAUUUUCUGUUUUCUGUAAGAAAAACCAACAAACAUGCUAAAAAUAGAAUAUACAUGAGGAUACUGUCACGUUCAUGAGCCUACAAACUAAUUAUUUAUUGCUGCCUUAUUUAUACAUCCUUUACACCAAGGUUGCCUAAAAAAGACAGUUUUAAUCCACAUAUAAAUGAGAUUUCACCCAGAGAGAUAAAUAUAAGGAAUAAUAACUUCAGUUAAUUGAGCUCUUAGCUGAAGUAGCUCAUCAGCACAGUCGAAAUGAACAUCGCUGUUUUAAUUUCCUAUCUCAUAUAUGAUUGCUGCCUGGAAAGAUAAUCCAGUGGCUCAUUACUUUUACUUUCCAGAUUUCUCCUCUGGGAAUUAUUGAUUCACCACCACUAUUACUCAUCCACCCACAGUGGUAUUAUUAUUAUUAUUACACUAACUUUGGGGUCAAUGUAAGGAUCAAAUUCCUCAAGUUUUAAGAGGAUCUAAAAGAAACAUUACAUAAGUCUGUUAGUCAGUUAAAUGACAGUGAAUAUAUCAUUUCAUCGUUUUGAGUAAUGUUUGUUCCUACCAUCUUCUCCCAGUCAGGGCCAGAGCUGCCGAUCUCCUGAUCAACCCACUAGACCCAAGAAACGCCGAGUCUAUCCGAGUCAAAAUCGCUGAUCUUGGAAAUGCUUGUUGGGUGGUAAGACACAUUAUCCUGCACAUUACUUAACUAAAGUAUGUUUUUAUAACCACAACACUGAAACAGCUAAUGUAAAGUAUCUUUAAAAUGUAUUAUCAAUAACGAGAAAUUUGAGGAUCCAAAAUUCUGUGCUGUUAACCAAAGAGUCGAUAUGAAUUCAACAGAUUAUUGAAAGAUUCAGAUUUGGCGUAUUUAGCGAUAUAUGGGUGAAAAUGACACACAGCAGUGCGUUGCUUGGUGACCUUAACUCUCUCCUCUUCUUCUGUACAGCACAAGCACUUUACAGAGGACAUCCAGACGAGACAGUACCGCUCCAUUGAAGUCCUGAUAGGAGCUGGUUACAGCACCCCUGCAGACAUCUGGAGCACUGCCUGCAUGGUGAGGAGAGCGCACACACACUCACACUCACACGUUCAUGUGUUCAGCUCUUCCUUAUAGAUGACACACACACUUUCUGUAAAAUCAAAUACAGAGCUGUGUCUGGUCUCUUGCAGGCCUUCGAGCUGGCGACUGGAGAUUACUUGUUCGAACCUCAUUCUGGAGAAGACUAUUCUCGUGAUGAGGGUGAGUGUAAUCCACAUAGAUGUAUACUUUCUUAGAGUAUGAACGUAGAAAAUGUUUCACUUUUGAUUCAGUUAAAGUGUCUCAUGACAGUAAAAUUGAUAUACUGUUUACUCUGGUCGUUGACUUGAUUGAAAAUUGAACUGUUCUAUGUUUUUAAAUAUGAAAUCUGAGUUCCUGUGCUUUUUAAUCUCAGUGUGUUUCAGAUGAUUUCCUCAUUGUUCAGAUGCAUUGUUUUGGACAAUGGUGCUUUAACUGCACUUCUGCAUUCACUCAACAAUUGAUCAAGUUUACUUCCUCCUACAACAUAAACCAUGGUUUGAUAACAGACUCCUGAUUACACCAAGUAUGUCAAUUAUCUUAUACCUGAGAGAAAUAGUUGAUAUUUUCCCUUCGGUCAUUAAACACCAGCAUUUAUGAACUAUAAUCACUGUUGCGCCUUCAAAAACCAAAGUUUACAAAGCGCUGUGACAGACAGAGCAGAACAAAUGGAUUUCGACAAUAAAGAAGAAAAAAAUAAAAAAUUAAAGUCAAUAAAGGAGCAAGAAAUGCCAGAACAAAAGGCAUAAAAGAAGAGGAACAAGACAAGAAAAACGGAAAAAAGAUAUAUAUACUGAAUCUUUAACUCCCAUUUUGCUAAUCUCUACAAAUUACUGCAGGUGUAGCUUGGAUUGGAUGUUUAUUUUCUUAUACUGUUUUAUCUCCAGGUGCCAGUAUUUGAUUUUAACGAUUGACAUCUUUAUGAGGACACUUCUCUUUAAAUAUGCAUCUUCAGUUUUAACUGUUUGGUCCAGAACUGCAUCUGAACAAUGGGCAAAAACUGCGUCAGAAUGAUUUAUUUGUGUUGUAAAGUGAUAAAAUGGCUUAGAGUGGGUUCGGUCAAAAGGAUAGUCAUCCCUCUACCCAAAAUCCCCCUAUCCACUGUCAACUGUAAAUCCUGUCCUUUGAUUCUGGUGCUAUGCCUCCACUCAUCCUCACCUUCACUCCUAACAUCAAAUCCUCAUAGAUACACAGUCAACUCCUGUUUCUGGACUUAUUAUUUGAUUAGCAACACAUUUUUCAACCAAAUGUCAAAGGUCAUUUUGGAGCAGCAGUAGUCCUGUGGGGUAUUUGUGUAUCUAUAUUUAGGUCAUAAAGUAAAGCACGACAAAUCCAGUCAGUAACUUUUCCAAGUCCACUUCCAAACCUCGCACCCUCACCCUCACCUCAUCUCCUAAUUUCUUCCCCUCCUCUGAUCUUCCUCUUUUGGCUGCAUGUGUGACACACAGUUAACCUCACUUUGCAUGUGUUGCACCAGCGAACAGCUGCUGUCAUAUAUAUACUGUGUAGCAUCAUGUCUGUUAGACACCCUUGACCUCCCGACCUUUAGGCCGAAUGAAGACAAAGUUUCAGGUUCUAGUUCUUCAUCUGAAUGCAUGUCACUGUGAUUCUGGAGCUGAUCAUUUUCAUUUCAUCACCACUGCUGUGGAGGCACAGCUCACUAACAGGUUUUUCUCCUUUACUCUCUGUGACUGUCUCUUUUUCCUUCCUUCCUUCCCUCCCUCUCUUUUCUUCCUCCCUUCACCCUUCUUCGAUCUUUUCUUCCCAUCACGUUGUUUCUUUGUCUUUCCCACAAUCCCACCUCUUUUGUAUCUCUCUCCUCUUCCUUGUCUGGACCAUCCUCUUUCUUUCCCUCCUUUGUUUUUGUUUUGGUCAUCCCUUUCCUUUCCCUUCUCCUCCCUCCCUCCCUACCUCCCUCUCUCCUCCAUAGACCACAUAGCCCACAUCAUUGAGCUCCUGGGCUGUAUUCCAAGGCACUUUGCACUCUCUGGAAAAUAUUCCCGGGAGUUCUUCAACAGAAGAGGUAGCGCUGGACUGAGAGCUGGAGGGACUGAGGCAUGCUGACAUCUGAUGUAGGCAUAAACGGACGUCCCAUUAAGACUGAGUCUAAAAUUUGGAACAGUGACCAAAAGAAGGAGAAAAAUCUUCCCUCAAGGAUCCAUUUCAAAGUGUCCGUGCCGUACACUGGAUCAGCAGCGUGUGUCAGUCCCAUACAGCCAAAGGUGUUGACGUGUGUGUGCAUGCUGUAAUGCUGAACCGUACCUGUUCCCUCUGUGAUGUAUGUGGUGGUGGGCAGACCACAUCGCUCUGAUCAUGGAGCUCCUUGGGAAGGUCCCACGCAAAGUGGUCGCUGCCGGGAAGUACAGCCGAGAGUUUUUCUCCAAGAAAGGUAAACGACACCGCCAGUAGAGGUUAGCUAGGUAGGGUGUAGUCUUACAGUAGGGGUAGCAGCUGUUGUAUUUUCCUUCACUUAGUCCCUUCACUCAGGUUGGACAUCAGUUUAUCAUUAGAGUUAACUUCCAGUUGAAGUCAAGUCGGAGACACAAUCAUAAGAAGUAAAUCACCUGAUGAAGUAAGCUACAGGACCAAGAGAUUGAGUUUGUGGAAAAGAAAACUGGUGGAACUUUCCUUUAAUCAUGUCAGCCUGAGACAUUUAUAGAGUAGCAGUAUUAUUUGCAGCUCAAAAAUCCUCUUAUUUAUUGUUCUACUGCACUAUUCAAGCUCUUGGUGUUACUUUUUACACAGCUAUAGGGUCAUGAAAUUACCUGAAGGUUACGCCUACAUGGAAAAAGUCAAAGAAUAGCCGUUAAUACCCUCAGCAGCUCCUCAUAUGUUUGCUGCUGCUAUAUAACCUGCUGUGUGUCCUUUAACAUUGCAGGACGAUCAUAGGAUGUUAUUCAAACGAGCUGUUCAGAAAAACUGAAACAAGUGUGAUCACACCACAUCCAUGCAGCUCAUAUUUGGAAACUUUGCCACGGUUUGAUAUGUACCCCACUGAAGCAAUAGACGGAUAUUAGACGCCUAUUUUUUUUUUAGACCUAAUUCAACCGUCUAAUUCUGUAUAUUUUUAGAUGGAAUUUAGACGUUGCACUUUAACCCAUUAUUGGAUAACUAUUUAUUUUAAAAAGACAGGAAAUAAGUACUUAACCAAAAUAAUUAUGAUAGCCGUUGAGCAGUAAACAGUGUAGUAUAGAUAAAGCCCAGAUUUAGAUUUAGUCUAAACUUGGUCUAAAUUUAGACGUCUGAAAACCUUUCAUUUUUAGACCUGUGGUAGCCUGAUUUUAGAUCAGUCGUCUAGGCUACAUUUAGACGUCUGUUAGACUUCUUUAAGACCAAAAAAUGCUGAGUGGGACACAUUCAACAUUGUACCAUGAUGUGUUUUAAAAUACAAAUCAUCAUAGAUGGUCUCCUUUAAGUUAAAAUGAUUAAACUUAAUUUAUCGCACGAACAAACCGAUUUAAUCUAAAUAAGAAAAUAAAUCCAUCUAAUUUUCUAGACUUGAGGUCAGUGUGAGGAGACAUUAUCAGAGGACUAUUUAACACUGACAUUUCUGUCAACCUGAAAAAACACCUACGACGAUAUUUAAUGAACUUAUCAAUGACCAAACAGACUAAAAUCAAAGGACAAUACCUUGAUAAUGACUGGAUAACUUUAUGAUUCAUCCACAGGUUCUCGUCCUCAUUAAAUGACGUUGUAAGGCAGUGGAAGGGUAAACUGAUAAAUAGUUGAAUCAGAGGCAGAAAAAGAGACAUGUAGGCUUUGUAGGAAGACAUUACAGUUGAAAAUUAAAGUAUUUUUGAUGUUCAAUUAAAUAUCGAGGGAGAAACUGUAAAUGAGGGUGUGAAAGCUGAAUCUUUAAAAGUUGGUCCACAGUGGAAGAGCGAGUCUAAGGUUUUAAGUGUGUGAUGCUCCUCACUGUCUCUGCUCCUCUCUGAGCCUGGUAAGUGUGUGGAUCUGUGAUUGGUACAGCUGAUAACCCUUGCACUCUCACAUUUCUCCUCUUUUUUUUUUUCUUCCUCCUCCUGAUCUCCCUCUCUUUCUGUUCAUGUAUUCUUCAUAAUGUGUCAUGAGACCUGAAUAUUCUGCCUUUGAUGUUGUCUCUAUCUGAAGUCUGAGCCUGCACUUGAUGUCUCAAUGUUCUUCCUUUUAUCUCUUGGCGCUCUGUUAAUCUGCUCUGACUUUCUCGCUCUGUCUCUCCGGGCUCCUCCUGUCUGCUGUGCCGCCUCUGGCCGUGUGUUGCAAUCUAGCGGCCUUGUUACCUCGUUUCCUUGACGUACGAUGGUCUGGUUUCACUGAAACUUCGGAGAAAAGUAGAUACGCUAAUUAGAGACUAAAAGACUUUAAUUCAAGUUCCAAAAGAUUGCACACAUAAAGCAUUUGUUGCGAGCCCUGAUGCGACAACAUUACAGCUGUAAGACUUAAAUUUGGUGUUUCCUUCCUCCUUUUUCGUAUCUUCCGAUCAGGGUGUUAAGAGGACAGGUUAGCAUGUCUUGAGCUGAACUCUCAUGAAUCAUUCUGUCACACUUUUCUCUCCCCUGCCAGUCUUGUGCCCUCAGCCAAUCAUUUUCUCCCUCUCUUUAAUAAUGAACACCUUCCUUUCCUCGCCUGUUUCCAUGAAAUCACGACUUUCUGUCUCUUUUGAUCCUGCUGUAUGUUCUCGUGGGUUCCAGCCAAGCCUCCACAGGUUCUCGCUCAUAUUGAUGUAGCAUAUCGCUAAUAAGCUCAAAUGUGGUGGAAGUAGCUGCUGUUGUGUUUGGCUGGAGCCUCUGGAAUUGUGGCCAAUUAUAGCAUCUGAUUAAAGGGUCACUUCACCCAAAUAACCCACAAAACACUCGUAACUGGAGGGAAACCCAGCCAUGCAGACAAUCUGGGGGAAAAUUAGGUAAUUGAAUUGAUUUUUGUUUAUGGAUGCUAAAUGUGGAGAAGUAUCAUGAAAACAAAUCAACAGCAGCAUCUUUAUUACUCAUAACAUGAGGUCCCUGUUACUCCAGAUGAAGGGUUAGCAAUGAUACAAAAUAGUGAGUUUUUGAUCGUAGCUUUAAUAAGAUUGAUUUUGCAAAAAAAAAAAACACUCUGAUGUGUAAGUGAUCACCUUUCUGGUUCAGAUCAAUCCAACAAUAGAAACUCUCUGUUUUGAGAUGCAUCUGAUUCAGGGCCUGUGUCCAUCAAUGACAUUUGAUAUGCUUGCAGUGCCGUGACCUCAACUUCAGAGUGUUUCUCACCAGCAUCGCCGCUAGUUUACAGAAGUUGUUUGCAAAACUUCUGCUUUCUUUGAUAGUGACGAUGAAGUCUUUUCAAAAUGUUUGCUUUUUGUAAAACUGAAUAAAGGAAACUUAACCGAAAAGUAGAAACACAUUAUUCAAAACAACACUGUUGCAUUGCUAGCUUUAUCCCUGCAAGCUUUACCCUCAGAAAAGAAUUGGGCUUAGUUACUCUUCUGUAUGUACUUCAGCUAUUGUGGAAGUUUGUUUAUGAAGUUGAUUUUGUUUCCUCACUUAGGAGGAAGUGACAAAGAGGAGCGCAGCAGUGUUCCAAAAGUUCAACAGUUUCAGCUGAAAGCGCUCUGAGGGAGUGUUUCACACUAAGUAUGCUAAGCUCUAAAAUAGCUCAGCAUACUAAUGAAAUUCUGAAACUGAUGCCUAGAAAGGACGUCCAAAGCUGUGAGGAACUUUAUGUAUCAAUCAUGUUGUCGCCUCUGAACAUUUUAUUACCUCUUGUUUUUUUGCUGGAUUUGUCCUGGACUUGAAAGCUUUUUUUUUUUUUAACAAAAUAUCUCAUCCUGUUUCUCUGAACAUCAAUUUUAUCACUCUCUUUUAUGGUGGAAAAUGUAAACAAAGGCUGUAAAAGCGACAGCCUGUGAAUAGCUUUAAUUGACACAUCACUUAGCAACAAUUUCAGAUGUAGAACAAAAUAUUUCUUAAGUUAACUGCAAGUAGAUAAUUUUACAGACUACAGGAAUAUUUCAUAAGAAAUCAAACUUAGCCCCCAGUAUUCAUAUUAAUGUAGUCUGUAGCAUAAUAACUCUGAAUUCCCUUCAUUAACAAUGGCACAAAACUCUCCCUUACAUAAUAGUGUCCAUCUGUAAUCCUGGCCCUGAUAUCGUUUGAUAUCAAGUCAAAGUGGAGACAAAAAUUUGUAGCGUCUCCCACCUUUACUCUGGACCAUCUGCACACUUGAACAUUUAGUUCCUUUUGUAAACACCACUGUCGAAAAGAAACAAAAGGAUUAGUCUCUGUGUGUGAGAAUACUGCUGACCGCUUUUUAAGUGUUGUAUUCUCAGCAACAAGGAUGCUGCUGUUUCAACGCUGAGUACAGCAUAAAGUUAAAUUUGUUCUGAAGGCAAAAACCUCAAAUAUCCUCAAAAGUAGAAAAUGAUGCUUAAAUAUCUGCAUGGCUGGGUAAUAUUAGAGUAAAAUGAGAAGACUGCUUUUCCAGGAUUUAACUUUUUUUAAACAAACUCCAAGACUUGACCAAAACUAGAAACCAAAUACGUCUCUCAGUGAUGUGGUACAUCUUUUAAAAUGUAUCAAAAUAUUAGGGCUGGGACGAUAUGCUUUUCUCCCGAUUCGAUUCUUGUAUGAUUUUUUGGAUGCUGAUUCGAUUUGAAUUGCGAUUCUACGAUUUUGCCGAUUUUUAGUCUGCAUUUCUAACACCAGUGAAACAGUUGAAUGAUUGUGAUUGUCUACUGACUACUUCAGGAACCAUAUUCACCCAAAAAAUACACAUCACAUGUAAGUCAGUUUUUAAGAUUUACUCUUAAAUUUGAAAAAAAAUAGAUUUUUUAACAUAAAAAUUGAUUUAAAAUUGUAAAACAAAAAAUUGCGACACUUAUGUGAAUCGAUUUUUUUUCUCCCACCCCUAAUAAUUAUAAAGUGUUUACUUUAGUGGGACUUUGAAAUCUCUCUGAACAGCUUUGCACUGUUUCUUUCCACAAAUGUUUCUCAAAAUGGUGUUAAAAAAUUUUAAUUUCUUAGCAUCUCUUUCCACCAAAACAGCUCUUUUUGGAAUAUAUGGAGGGUAAACUACUUGGGUGUUGGACACAUCACAAAAAUUUUGGUCAUUUCUUGCACUUUGUUGGAAAAAUCAAGUAAAACUGAAAAUCACUGGUUUGGUCUUUAUUUGGGUGAACCAACUCCAAACGUUUCUCCUCUCCUGUCCCUCAAUUUUUAACUCUUUUCUUCUCAACUUCUACAGGUGAGCUGCGACACAUCACCAAACUGAAGCCGUGGUCCUUGUUUGACGUGCUGGUAGAGAAGUACGGCUGGGCGCACGAGGACGCCGGCCACUUCACCCACUUCCUCCUGCCCAUGCUGGAGAUGGUGCCUGAGAAGAGGGCCUCUGCUAGCGAAUGCCUCAACCACCCCUGGAUCAACUCGUAGCCACAAACCCGGAUCAGACGCCCUCCUCCUCUUCUCCUUUUGCCCCACCAACAGUUAGCUCAAACUUCACCCCCUGGUUGCAGCUCCAAGUACAACAGUGUGGAGAAAGGAUAGAGACAAACUAAUUCUUCUUACCCUGUCCCACAUGUUUAUUACAAGAUAACCCGAGUAGACUCACGUUCAGCAGAAGCCCCUCGUCUUUCCCAAAAGGAAUGUAAAGACAAGUUUAUGGAGAUAACAUGACGUAAUAGUUGUGUCUUCCAAAAACUGAUCAAUUUAAGAUGGAUGCCGAAAGAGAUGGGCUUCUUCUCCUGUCAUCAAGAUGUCAGCCAACUCCUUCGAUCAUAUCUCUUCGCUCUUUCGCAGUUUGAACCUGUUUGGAUCCAGUCAAGGGCCACCAACAGCUGUUGAUCUUUUCAAUCAAAAAGGGGGAAAGAAGAGUCAACGAGAAGCCAAGAGCUCCAUCUGCCAUGACCUUUACAUAGCCAGGGCCUUACAGACAGACAGACAGACAGACAAGAGUGUUUGUUCUUGUGGGUGGGAGUGAGCACAUGUGCCUGUGCUUGAGAUCUGCCUACAGAGAAUCUUCUCCUUUCUUUCCAGCCCAGGUCCCUCUUCUUACCGCCCCUCACCCUGCUAUGGAAGAAGCACCCUCUUCUUGGGACUUGAAGUUUACACCCUUAUUUCUCCCCAGACCCUUUUCCCCUUUGGGUCCCCCAUUCCUCCCAAAUGAGCCGCAUGCUCCUGCCAGGGGGGGGCACCGCAGAGAACUGGAGGUCAGCCAGUCCUCCAGAAGGUGGGGGCACAGCAUUGACAGUUGCUACUCUGACAUAGACAGUGCAGGAUGAGCAAAAAAAAAAAAAAAUACAAUCAAUUCAACCUGGAGGAGGACUGCUGGGUGUGUAAAGACUAUUUUUAAAAUGCAUGGAGGGACUGAUGGAUCAGCAUGAGCGGAUGUAACAAAUGGACGAUGGAUGCGUUACUUUAUUCGUGCAUUUCGCUGGUUUCUUUCCUGUCUCAUCACCUCUCUUGGACCUUGUGUUAGAAAGAAUUAAGUUAGGAUAUUUUGGUGCCCCCGUGUGAAGAUUACAACUUCUCUUCUUCUUCUUCUUCUUCUUCUUCUUCUUCGGCUUUUGACAUUCCUAAAUCUUAAUCCAUCAUUCCUGACUUUAACUCCCGAUAGCAAUUCUGUUAAGUCCUACUGUGUCACGUUUACCUGAUCUGAUUGGUACUAUCUCCCCUUGUUUCCCCCCCUAUAGAGGAACCUUUUGAUCCCUGAGCUUCUCCAAAAAAAAGGGGAUGGUCACGUGGAGGUUGCACUUGUCUUUGUAGAUGUCCUUCAGGGAUUUGAAAUCUUUGUACAUAGAACUGAGAUCUCGUAACACAGAUAAGCGACCGUGGACAAAGUUUCAAUACACAAGCAUCAUUCCAAAAAUCAGAGGCUGCUGUCGGUGUAAAUCGACUUCCUCUGAUCCAGCCGUCAUAGCUCUGGCCUUGGAGGAAUGUUCAGACUGAACUGUGUCACCUGGUGGCCAAUGAGAGUACUGCAUUGCCACACACACUGCUGCUGCUCUCAGUGCCAACGCUUCAAGACGUUCCACUCGAUCUCUCUCCACUUAAUCUCUAUUUCUGUCUAACACAGACACACAAACACAAACACAACAACGCGCAUCAUCACAAUUAGUCCAGUUGCCUAUUUUUCGCAAUAAAUGAAAAAAGAUGAAUAUAAGUAAAUGGUGAGAUAUUUUUAAAAACUAUUUAAUUCAUUAAAAAAAAAGAAAACAACUUUUCUCUGGUUGUUGUGACUGUGACAGAAUCUCGUCUUAUACUGAGGUGAUUGUGUUUGUCUAAUAGAGAUGUUUUUAUUUCUUUUGUCAUUAUUAUUAAUUAUUAAUUAUUAUUAUUAUUGAGAGAUUUUUUUACACAGUUGUCACCUCUCCCCCUCCCUCCUUACUUGAACAGUGCUGCUCUGUCAGGGCCCUAGAUGGUGAUUAAAAAAAUAAUAAUCAACAGAUUUGCAAUAAAGGGUAUGCGAUGAGUUUUUUUUGCACCAAAACCUCCUGAUCUCACUCUUUCAGCCAUGCUGACUGUUCUUCCUGACGACAUUGACAGAAUUGCGUCUCUUGUCUGUGUUUUUCAUCGACAGAUUUAAUAAAAUUGUAAAUUAAUGGAUCCUGUGCCGCUGAUGUAGUGAAUUUUCUGCUUUGAGGUCGUGUCAGUAAAUCUCACAAGGAUGGACGGAAACUUUGAACUGGUUAUUUUUGGCAAGAAAAAAGAAAA
Molecule: messenger RNA, 81242 nt
Organism: Xyrichtys novacula (pearly razorfish)
Lineage: Eukaryota; Metazoa; Chordata; Actinopteri; Labriformes; Labridae
Source: the annotation of a GenBank genome assembly